Messenger RNA from Sphaeramia orbicularis (orbiculate cardinalfish), 72244 nucleotides. Its product is annotated as titin-like. Gene Ontology annotation, molecular function: structural constituent of muscle; ATP binding; protein binding. Gene Ontology annotation, cellular component: M band. Gene Ontology annotation, biological process: protein phosphorylation; cardiac muscle tissue development; sarcomere organization. The record is from RefSeq and is a predicted model, not a curated record. Lineage: Eukaryota; Metazoa; Chordata; Actinopteri; Kurtiformes; Apogonidae.
AAUGUCAUCAACACCGACACCUCCAGCAUCCUGGAGGUUCUUAACGCCGACAGGAUGGAAGCUGCCGGAAAGUACUCUUGCGAAGUAGACAAUGGAGUCGGAAGCGACAGAUGUGAAGCGUAUAUCACACUACUAGAUCGUAAAGUCCCUCCCAACUUCACCAAGAAGCCGUCGGAGUCCAUGAUGGAUUCUGUAGGUAAGACGGUGAAGAUGGAGGGCCGCGUCUCAGGCUCGCAGCCGCUCUCUGUCACCUGGUUCAAGGACAACAACGAAAUCUACGCCUCAGACAAAUAUGAGGUCAGCUUUAAGAACAAUGUCGCCCUGCUGUGUGUCCGGGACUCCACCACCUCUGACAGUGGCUUCUAUACCUGUGAGGCCUCAAACGACGCCGGCAGAGCGUCCUGUCAGGUGUCACUGAGCAUCUCAGAAACGGGUCAGGCUCCUCAGUUCGACGUCCCUCUUGCACCGGUGGCUGUCAACGAAGAUGACAAACUGAGCCUGAAAUGCCAUGUGAUAGGCAGUCCUCCCCUGAGCAUCCAGUGGAUGAAGGACCGCCGUGAGCUCAGGUCCAGUGGAAACACCAGGAUCACAUUUGUGUCCGGGACAGCCAGUCUGGAAAUCAGUCAUGCCUCCAAGAGCGAUGCCGGUGACUAUCUGUGCAAAGCCAGCAACAACGUUGGAAGCAACUUCUGUAAAGCCAAAGUCACUGUAGCAGAUAAAGGAGCUAAACCCGCCCCUGCUGAAGCCGCCGCCCCGGCCGCUGCUGCUCCCGUGAAACGCCUUGACAACCUGUUCUUCAUCGAGGAGCCCCAGAGCAUCUCCGUCAUAGAGAAGGGAACCGCCACCUUCAUUGCCAAAGUGGGUGGAGACCCCAUCCCCAGCGUCAAGUGGAUGAAGGGCAAGUGGAGGCAGAUCACACAAGGUGGUCGUAUCUCUAUCGAACACAAAGGUCAGGACGCCAAGCUGGAGAUCCGGGAGGUCACCAAGUCUGACUCGGGUCAGUACCGCUGCGUUGCCACCAACAAACAUGGAGAGAUCGAAUGCAGCGCCGACAUGGAGGUCCUGAAGAAGGAGGAGGCCGAAGGCUUCGGAGACUUCAGAGCCAAACUCAAGAAGACUCCAUCCAAGCAGAAGAGUCCAAAGAAAGAAGACAUCGACAUCGUGGAGCUGCUCAGAGGUCAUGACCCCAAAGACUACGAGAGGAUUCUUAGGGAACACGAUAUCCACGACUACCGUGCGAUCCUUCAGGCCAUUGAGUUCCUGAAGAAGGAGAAGGAGAUGGAGACGGGACGACCGGAAGUGGAACAUGGAGGUCGUGUUGAAGAGGAGGUCAUGGCUCGGUUAAUGCAGCAGAUGGAGGCACGAAUGUUUUGUCCUCAGCCCGUCUCUGUAAUGGAGGACAUCAGUGACCAGACAGUGGCCGAAAACCAAACGGCCACAUUCGAGUGUCAGAUCAGCAUCAACUACCCAGAGAUCAGCCUGACCUGGUACAAAGGAACCCAGAAACUUGAGGCCGGAGACAGGUACGAGAUCCACAGCAUCGGAGACCGACACUACUUGAAGGUCAAGAACUGCCAGAGCAAAGACCAGGGCAACUAUCGUGUGGUGUGUGGACCUCAUAUCUCCAACGCCAAGCUCACCGUGUCAGACGUCCCAGCCCGAUCGGUUCAGGUUCCAGAUUCAGCAUCGAUGUUUUAUGUUAAAGAUUCGUCAGAGUUUUAUCACAUUGAAGAGCGAACGGAGAUGGAAGUGUCUGAAAGACUGACAGUCCAAGAGGAGACGCUUUCAGUUCGGUUGCCAUCGGUCACAGCGGCGAGAAAACCUGUGGAGGAGCGCGUUGAAAGGACUCAGGUGGAGAAAACAGAAGGAUUCUCUCCAGUUUCUGAAGUUUACGGGAGAGCAGAGGAGAAAGCUGAAGCUCCGCCCACUGCACCUGUCAGAGUUGCUGAACGGAUGAAGCCACAGCCGGAGGUUUCUGUCGUUUCUCCUGCUUGGCAAGAGGAGACUCCGCCCACAACAGAACCAACAUUAUUGACCAAACCAGAACCUGAGACAGUGAAACAGGUCAUUCCUGAACCUUAUCAACCCAAACCAAUACCAGAACCAAAACCAGCUGCCCCUAAACUGACAGAUGCGGAUCGGAAACCAGCACCAAAACCCUCCAUAGUUCAGCCAGAAGCUGAAGCUCCUAAAGCCAGAGCUGUAGUCAGACCAGAGGAGGUCGCACCUGCCAAGAUUAUGCCUCCAAAGCCUGAAGAAGUUUUACCACAAGUACCAGAACGACCUAAACCAGAAGACGUUGUAGUUCAAGCACCUGCAGCCAAAGUUUCCCCUGAACGUCUUCAGGCUAAAGUGCAAGACGUUCCUAGACCAGAGGAACCCAAAGUUCAGCCGUCUCUUCCCAAAGUUACUCCACCCAAGGCUGAAGCUGCCACAACUAAAGAACCAAGAACAUCUGAACCUGUUGUUAAGACCGAGACUGAGACGACAAGCUGUCUUCUCGAAUCAGAACCAAGACAACCAAGGAAGGUUCCUGAAGAACCAAGAAAGGUAGUGGGAGAAGAUGUUCCAGAACCAGUAAAGAAGGUUUUAGAGGAGCCAAAGAAGGUUCCAGAACCUGCAAAGAAGGUUUUAGAGGAGCCAAAGAAGGUUCCAGAACCAGCAAAGAAGGUUUUAGAGGAGCCAAAGAAGGUUGCAGAACCAGCAAAGAAGGUUUUAGAGGAGCCAAAGAAGAUUCCAGAACCAGCAAAGAAGGUUUUAGAGGAGCCAAAGAAGGUUCUUGAAAUACAGAAGAAGGUUUUAGAGGAGACAAAGAAGGUUCCUGAAAUACAGCCAAAGAUUCCAGAAGAACCAAAAAGGGUUAUGGAAGAAAGACUUCCAGAAAUAUCAAAGAAGGCUUUGGAGGAACCAAAGAGGGUUCUAGAAACACCAAAGAUUUUAGAAGAGCCAAGGAAGGUUCCAGAAAUACAGAAGAAGGUUUUAGAAGAACCAAAGAAGGUUCUUGAAGUACAGAAGAAGGUUCCAGUUAAACCAAAACAGGCUGUAGAAGAAAGAGAUGUAGGACCUCCAAAAAGGCUUUCAGACAAGCCAAAGAAGGCUCCACAGGCACAAAAACUGUUUAUCGACACACCUCUAGAACAACCACAGGAGAUAGUGGCAGUAGAGGCUCCACAGUUGGUGACAGUUGAUGAUGAACCGGCACUGGAGCCACGAUUACCCUCUCCACCACAAUCCAAACUAAUCGCUCAGGCUACAAAGCCUCAGCACCAAGUGGCUCCUCCAGAGAAGAAACCAUCAGCUCCUGUAUCAAGGCCUGUUCCACCUCCUGCUCCUCCUGCAGCGUCUCCUCCAGAGAAGAUACCAUCUGUACCAAUACCAAAGCCUGCACCUCCUCCUUCUCUUCCUGUAGAGAAGGUUGUUCCUCCUGCAGUGUAUCCUCUAGAGGAGAAGAAACCAUCUGCAUCAGCACCAAAGCCUGCACCUCCUGCAGAAAAGGUGGCUCCUCCUGCAGUGUCUCCUCCAGAGGAGAAGAAACCAUCUGUACCAACACCAAAGCCUUCUGCUCCUGAAGCCAAAGUCCAGCCUCCUGCAGUGUCUCCUCCAGAGGCAAAGAAACCAUCUCCCCCAACACCCAAGCCUCCAGGAGAAAAAGCUGUGCCAUCUGCAGCUCAAGUUGCUCCAAUGGAAAAGAAACUGUCUCCACCAGCCAUUAAGGCUGAACCCUCUCCAGUGUCAGAGGAGUUCUAUCCUCCUGAAGACAUGGAGCCAGUUUCCGCACCUGGACCAACUAAAGUGCCGCCUCUUAAGCAAAAAGGUAAAAUUCCAGUUCAAGAGGUGAAAACACCUGAGUCAGUUAAACUCAAGAGUAAGGUCAGCAGAAUACCCAAAGAGAAAGAACCAGAACCAGAGGUCAUUAAGCUGAAGAAGGUUCCAGUAAAACCACCAGAACCUGAGAAAGACAUUAUAACUCAUAAAGCUGAAGUGUCAAAGCACCACGUUGAAGAAUUUAUGGUUCAUGGGCUUCACGAGAGAGAUGAUCGAGAGAUAAUUACACUCGGACGCACUGAUCGAGUCUUCACUGCAGAGGAGGAGACAUGCAGUUUAAGAGAAUUUGAAGAAGCUGAGCAUGUUUCAUUUGCACCAAAAACAGAAAAAGAAGGAUGGACAAGAAUGCCAAAACUGCAGAAAGAAGCAGAACCUGAGCCUCCAAGUGCAGAUAAGAAAAAAAUAAAUAAACUUCCAAAAGCCGACGAGCAGAAAGAAUCAGUUAAGCUGAAGCCAUUUGAGAAAUCUCCCAGAUCAGAAGAAGAACCAGAAAAGGUCAAGCUGAAAAAGGUACCAACCAAACCGAAGGAGCCUGAGAAAGAAGUCGUGACACAUAAAGUUGAAAUAACAAGACACUAUGAUACGGAACUGACGGUUCAGAAACUUCACGAUAGAGAUGAUCGGGAGAUCAUCACUCUUGGAAGAACUGAACGAGUCUAUGCAGCAGCUGAGGAGGCUUUUGAAAUGGGCCGAGUGGAAGUACAUGAAGAGCCAGAGAUGGACGAUGAAAAGGGUCGAUGGAUAAGAACUCCCAAAGCACCAAAAGACAAAGAGGCUGAGCCAGAUUUAACAAAGAAGAAAAUAAAUAAAUUACCAAAGAAGGAAGAAGAGCCAGAAACUGUAACUCUGAAACCAUUUGAAAAACCUCCAAAACCUGAAGAACCUGAGCCUCCAAAAGCUGAGAAAGAUCAUGAGGCAAAGACAGGUACUGAGCGUGCUCUAUUGAGGAGAGGUGAGACUCUAAGAAGAGAACUACCCACUGCUGCUCAAAAACACAAGAAAGAUGAAGUCACUGCCUUGACAAGUCCAGAGGAAACUCCUGAAGUCACCAAAGACCAGAGGGAAAUGCCCCACAAGAAAAAGAUUGAACAAGUUCCCAAAGAUGAGGAACCUACUUCCGCUGAGAAGGUGCAAGGAAAACUGAAAAUCAUCUCUACACCAGACAAAGACAAGGAAGAAGUGGUGUUGAAGCCUUUCACAAAAGUCAGCAAACCAAAGGAAACUCCAGAAAAAGCAGCUGUAGAAGAGAAAAAGAAGCUAAUGGAUACAAAGGCACACGGCCGAAGUCCAACAGAACUGAAGGAACAGGAGUUGGGGAAAGUUGGAAAGACUGUGACGCCUAAAAAAGAUGCAAAACCUGAGACAACUCCAGAAAAAACAGCUGUGGAAGAGAAAAAGAAGGUAGUGGACACAAAGAUGCCUGGCCAAAGUCCUAAAGAUAUGAUGGAACAAGAGUUGAAGAAGACCAUGACACCUAAAAAAGAUGAGAAACCACAGGAGAAAGAGGAGCCACUGAAGAAAGCAAGUCCACCAGGGAAGGUAGAAGGAACCCCACCCAAAGAGACUGAAACAGGUCGACCAGUGACCCCACAGAAAGAAGUACUAUUCUUAAAGAAAGGCACUGAUGUAAAAAAGUCUCCUUCACCCAGAGUUGCAAAAGAAAAGGUAGAACCUGUGGAGCAGAUCAAGAAGGUUGAGCUAAAAAAGACCCCAUCACCUAAAGUUGACAAACUAAAGCCAAAGGAGCUGGAUCAGAUCCCUACUGAGAGGAAGCCAAACGUUGAAAAAGUAAAAACACCUAAAGAUUCCAUCGAAAUUGUUGGUCUUAAAAAGGUCCCGAAGAAACCAUCGCCAGAAGAGGUUUUGGAACCAGGUAAAGGGAGGAUCCCGCUGGUGAAGGAGAUCUCUCCUGGAGCAAUUCAGAUGCAAAAGGUCCCCACCCAGCUUGAGGAGGAGGUGUUUGAAGAGGAGGCUGAAGAAGUGGAAGGCGAGGAAGAGGAGGCCUGGGGCUGGGAGCUGGUUCCUUCAGAUGACUGGGAAGGUGAAGUGGUGGAUGGAGCUGUGGAAACACCUUUACCUGGAGCCAAAAGAGAUGGAAAACCAUCAGAGGAGCCGCCCAAAGGCCGAGGCAGAGGAUUUGGGGCGAGACAGACUCCAUCUCCCGGUGACGGGGGGCGGGGCCGCGGCCUCAAGCCCGGAGGAAAAGGCCCUUCGCCACCAGAGGAGCCAUUUGGAGGAUUCAAACUCAAAGCUGUCCCUCUCAAGUUCAUCAAGAAGCUUCAAGAUAUUGUGUUGACAGAGGCCGAGUCCAUCGGUUCCUCCGCUGUUUUUGAGUGUGAGGUGUCACCGUCCACUGCCAUCGCCUCAUGGAUGAAGGAUGGCAGCAACCUGCGCGAAAGUCCUAAACAUAAAUUCACCUCUGAUGGCAAAGAUCGCAAACUGCACAUUAUUGACGUGCAGCUGUCGGAUGCUGGUGAAUACACAUGUGUGGCCAAGAAUGCUGGCAAGGAGAUAAACUGCACCGCCAAGCUCAUCGUGGAAGAAUUACCAGUGAAAUGGGUGACUGAAUUGGAACCAGAGACAACAUGUAUGAAAGGUCAGCCCAUGUACCUGACCUGUGAACUGAACAAAGAGAGAGACGUGGUCUGGAAACGCAAUGGCGCCGUCAUCAAGAAAAAGGCUGGAAAAGUGGCCAUUAAUGUCAUUGGUUUGCAGCAUGCUGUGACCAUCCAAAACGCCACAGAUGAGGAUGCCGGCGCCUACACCUGCGAGGUGGAGGGGCAGGAGGAUGUGAAGACCACCACCAACGUCAAAGUGAUCGAAAUCAUCAAGGACUGGCUGGUGAAGCCUCUGAGGGACCAGCAUGUCAAACCCAAAGCCAAGGCCACCUUCAAAUGUGAGCUGUUCAAAGACACCCCCAACUGGAAGUGGCUCAAAGGAGAUGAUGAACUGGCUCCGUCAGACAAGGUGCAAAUCACCAAAGACGGAAAGGACAUGACAUUAGCUAUCAACAACUGCCAGCCCGACGACGUGGCUGAGUACACAAUUGAGGUGGAGGACCGCCGGUACUCAGCCAAGCUGACUCUGGGAGAGCGCGAGGCCGAGGUCCUGAAGCCUCUGAAGAGUCUGGAGGUGGUGGAGAAGGACGAGGCCAACUUUGACACUGAGAUCUCUGAGGACGAUGUAGCUGGUGAAUGGAAGCUCCGGGGCCAGGUCCUGACCCGGUCCCCGACAUGUGACAUUAAAACCGACGGCAGGAAGCGUUUCCUGACCCUGAAAAAUGUGCAGUUGGAUCAAGCUGGUGAAGUGUCCUAUCAGGCUCUGAACGCCAUCACCAGCGCUAUGCUCACCGUUAAAGAGAUCCCAAUGGGCUUUGUUGAGCAGCUGAAGGACGUUUCAGUGCCUGAAAAGAAACAGGCCAAGUUUGAAUGCACCGUCACCAAGGACGUGUCAAAGGUCAUGUGGUUCAGGGGGGUGGAGGUCAUAACCCCCGGCCCCAAAUAUGAGAUAAUUGACGAUGGAAAGAAACACAUGCUGAUCAUGAACAGCUGUGAGUUUGAUGAUGAGGGUCAGUACACCAUUGAGGUGCUGGGUCAAAGGUCAACGGCUCAGCUCACAGUGGAAGGCAUGAGGCUGAAAUUUGUGCAGUCGCUUCAGGACCAAACAGUCAAAGAAGGUAAAAACGCUCGCUUUGAGCUGGAGCUGAGCCAUGAUGACGUUCCCGUGGUUUGGUACCGGAAUGAGGUCAAAGUGCACGUGAGCCGCAGCAUUCUCACGUAUGUGGAAGGAAAAAGACACACUCUAGAAAUGAGGACGUUGAGUCUGGACGAUACAUGUCAGAUCAAGGCCGAGGCCAGGGGCAUAUCCUCCGUGGCCAAACUGACCGUCAUAGAGGGCGAUGCCGUGUUUGUGGUGAAGCUGCAGGACUACACCGCCACCGAGAAGGACGAGGUGACUCUGGACUGUGAACUCAGCAAAGACGUCCCCGUCGUCUGGUACAGGGACAACAAGGAGAUCGUGUCCUCCAAGACAGUGGUGAUGAAGUCAGAGGCCACGAGGAGGACGCUGGUCCUGAAGAAAGUGGAGCAAAGCGACAAAGGACGAUAUGUAUGUGAUUGUGGAACCGACAAGACGACUGCCACACUCAACAUCGAAGCUCGUGACAUCAAGGUGGUUCGACCCAUUUAUGGCGUGGAGCUGUUCGACGGAGAGACGGCUCGUUUUGAGGUGGAGAUCUCUGCAGAUGACGUCCAUGGACAAUGGAGACUGAAUGGAGAAGUCCUCAGUCCAUCCUCUGACGUGGACAUCAUCGAGGAAGGACCCAAACACACUCUGAUUCUCUACAACUGCCGCGUUCCCAUGACCGGAGAGGUGUCGUACAGCGCCGCCAACGCCAAGUGUUCAGCCAACCUCAAAGUCAAAGAACUUCCUCUGAACUUCCUGAGUCCACUCAGUGACGUCCAGGUCUAUGAGAAGGAUGAGGCUCGUUUUGAGGUGGAGGUGUCAAGGGUACCCAAGACUUUCCGUUGGCUCAAAGGAUCCCAAGAAGUAAAGACUGACGACAAGUACGAAACCCUGCAGGAAGGAAAUAUGUUCGUACUGAGGGUCAAAUCUGCAGCGUAUGAUGAUGAGGCCAAGUACAUGUUUGAGGCUGAGGACAAGAGGACGACGGGAAAACUGGUCAUCCAAGGAAUCCGCCUGGAGUUUGCCAAACCCAUUAAAGAUGUGACGGUGAAAGAGCGUGAGACGGCUGAGUUCAGUGUGGAACUGUCUCACGAUAAGAUCCCGGUGGUUUGGUACAAAAACGACGUGCGUCUCCAUCCCAGUAAAGUCGUUCACAUGUCAGAUCAUGGUAAAGUCCACACUCUGGCCUUUAAGGAGGUGACCAUCGAUGACACGUCCAUGAUCAAAGUGGAGGCAAUGGACAAGGCAGUGACGGCCAUGCUCACGGUCAUCGAGGGUGACCUCUACUUCACCACCAAGCUGCAGAACUACACGGCGGUGGAGAAGGACGAGGUCAAGCUGGUCUGCGAACUCAGCAAAGCUGUCGCUGAUGUCAAGUGGUUCAAAGACGGGAAGGAGAUCAGUCCUUCCAAAAACAUUGCAAUCAGCACUGACGGCAAGAAACGCAUCCUGAUGGUGAGGAAGGCGGAGAAGGCCAACAUCGGAGCUUAUACCUGCGACUGUGGCUCAGACAAAACCACUGCCAACCUCAACAUCGAAGAGCGUGACAUUAAGAUGGUUCGACCGCUGUACAGUGUUGAGGUGACGGAGACAGAAACAGCCAAGUUCGAGACGGAGAUUUCAGAGGAAGAUGUCCACGGAAACUGGAAACUGAAAGGAGAAGCUCUGCAUCAGUCUGCAGAUGUGGAGAUUAAAGAAGAGGGGAAGCGUCACAUGUUGAUCCUCUACAAUGUUCGGAUGAACAUGGCUGGUGGCGUCGACUUCUCUGCUGCUAACGCCAAAUCCACAGCCCAGCUCAGGGUCAAAGCUCGUUCCAUCAGUGUGAUGCGACCGCUGAAGGACGUGACGGUAACAGCCGGAGAGACGGCAACGUUCGAGUGUGAGCUGUCGUAUGAAGGCAUUGUUGUGGAGUGGUUCCUGGGAGGUCAAAAGAUGGAGGCCAGCGACAGGGUUAAGACCCGGGUGGCGGGACGAGUCCACGCUCUAACCAUCAGAGAUGUAAAACUGUCGGAGGCCGGAGACGUCAAACUGACCGCCAAAGACUUCCAGACCCAGGCUCAGCUCAUCGUCAGAGAGCCAGCAGUGGAGUUCACCAAACCUCUGGAGGAUCAGACGGUGGAGGAGGAAGCCACUGCCACGCUGGAGUGUGAAGUGUCCAGAGAGAACGCUGAGGUUCGCUGGUUCCGAGAGGGACAAGAGAUUCGCAAGACCAAGAAGUAUGACCUGAUGGUCGACGGACGCAAGAGGGCACUGGUGAUCCACGACUGCACUCCGGAUGAUGCCAAGACGUACACGUGUGAUGCUAAGGAGUUCAAAACCUCCUGCUUCCUGGAGGUCACACCUCCUCACGUGGAGUUCAGCAAACCUCUGCAGGACGUGGAGGUCAAAGAGAAGGAAUCUGCCAAGUUUGAGUGUGAAGUGUCCCGCGAAUCCGCAAAGGUUCGCUGGUUCAAAGAUGGGAGUGAGAUCAGGAAAGGAAAGAAGUACGAGAUCAUCGCCAAGGGAGUCCAGAGGAUCCUCAUUGUCCAUAAGUCAGUGUUUGAUGAUGAGGCUGAGUACGAAUGUGACGCCAGGACCUCGAAGACCUCCGGCAUACUGACGGUCAUUGAGGAGGCAGCCCGAUUUACCAAGAACCUGUCCAACGUGGAGGGAACGGAGACUGACAGUGUCAAGAUGAUCUGUGAGGUGUCCAAGGCCAGCGCCGAGGUCACAUGGUACCGUGGAGACGAGGAGCUGCCAGAGGGCGGUCGCUACGAGCAAGUGAUGGACGGACGCAAGAGGAUCCUGAUUAUCCAGGACCUGAGGAUGGAGGAUGCGGGAGAGUACAACUGCAGACUGAGUCCAGCCAUCAAGACGUCAGCCAUGCUCAGACUUAAUGAACUGGCAGCUGAGUUCAUCGCUCGACCUCAGAACCAGGAGGUGGUGGAAGGAGAGAAGGCAGAAUUUGCCUGCUCCGUCUCCAAGGAAACCUAUGAGGUGAGAUGGUUCAGAGGUGAUAAGGAGGUUCAAGCCGGGGACAAAUACACCAUCAUCAGUGAAGGGAAGAGGAGAGCUCUGAUUGUGAAAAACUGCGACUUGAAGGAUGAGGGAGGUUACGUUGCCCACAUCGGCAGUGUCAAAGCCUCUGCCGAUCUGUAUGUGAUUGAAAAACUGAGGAUUAUCACGCCAAUUAAAGACACGGAGGUGAAAGAGGGAAGUGAGAUCGUGUUCAACUGUGAGACAAACUCAGAGGGAGCGAAAGCCAAGUGGCUGAAGAAUGAGGAGACCAUUUUUGAGAGCAGCAAGUACAUGAUGGCUCAGCGUGACAACGUGUUCUCACUGAGGAUCCGAGAUGCCCAGAAGGCUGACGAGGCCAGUUACACCAUCAACCUGACCAAUCACAGAGGAGAACAGGCCAAGUGCACUGCUAGAGCUAUAGUCGCAGCGGAGAAACUGAAGUUCCUCGAGCCCAUUGAGGACGUGGAGACUCAGGAGAAGAAGACCAUCAGCUUCAUCUGUAAGGUGAACCGGCCUGAGGUGACGGUCCGCUGGAUGAAGGCCGGUCAGGAACUGACACUCAGCAAACGCAUUGUGUACCGGCCCGACGGACUCAAACACACCUUGACCAUCAAGGACUGCGUCAUGGACGAUGAGGGUGAGUACACGGCUGUCGUGGGUGACGACAAGUGCUCAGCCGAGCUGAUCAUCAGCGAAGCUCCAACUGACUUCAUGGCUCAGCUCAAAGAUCAGACCAUCACUGAAUUCGAGGAUGCCGAGUUCACCUGCAAACUGUCCAAAGAGAAGGCAGUUGUCAAGUGGUACAAGAAUGGACGUGAGAUCAAAGAAGGACCAAGAUAUCACAUGGAGAAGGAAGGCAAGACGUGCACACUGAUCAUCAAGGUGUGCAGACCUGAUGAUGAAUGUGAAUACGCCUGUGGAGUGGAUGAGAGGAGGACCAGGGCCAGACUCUUCGUUGAAGAGACCCCGGUAGAGAUUGUCAGACCGCCAAAGGACAUGUUUGAGCCUCCAGGUUCAGACAUUAUGUUCGAGGUGGAGCUCAACAAGGACCGAGUGGAAGUGAAAUGGAUGAGGAACAACAUGAUCAUCGUCCAGGGAGACAAGUACCAGAUGAUCAGCGAAGGCAAAGUCCACAGAUUGCAGGUCUGUGAGAUCCGGCCUCGGGAUCAGGGAGAGUACAGGAUCGUAGCCAAAGACAAGGACGCCCGAGCCAAACUGGAGCUGGCAGCGGUUCCAAAGAUUAAAACCACAGAUCAGAACCUGGUGACUGAUGCCGGUAAACCGUUCGUCAUGGCCGUGCCAUACGAUGCCUACCCUCGUGCAGACGCAGAGUGGUUCUUUGAGGCCACCAGUCUGCCCGUCCAGAACAUUGACACCUCUGCUGACAAGACCGAGUACCGGCUGAAGAGCCCCAGCAAAGAGGACCAGGGCCGGUACCGGGUUGUCAUCAAGAACAAGCACGGUCAAGGCGAGGCCUUCAUCAACCUGGACGUGAUCGAUGUCCCCGGACCUGUGAAGAACCUGAGAGUGAUUGAUACUGCUGACGGUGAGGUCAGUUUGGCCUGGGAGGAACCGGAGAGUGACGGUGGAAGUAAAAUUACUGCAUAUGUGGUGGAGAGACGUGACGUGAAGCGUAAGACGUGGUCGGUGGCAACGAAUCGCGCUGAUGCUCCAGAGUACUGCGUCAGCGGCCUCCAAAAAGACUCCAUGUACCUGUUCAGAGUCUGUGCCCGGAACCGGGUUGGCAGUGGACCUUCUGUUGCAACCGAGGAUGCAGUUCAGGCCAAGAACAAGUUUGAUGUCCCUGAUGCUCCUGAGAAUGUCGCUGUCGGCGUGGUGAACAGGUUUGGUGCAACCAUCUCCUGGGAGCCUCCGAAGUUUGAUGGUGGCUCUGAAGUCACAGCGUACGUCAUCGAGCUCCGUGACAGGACAUCAGUAAAGUGGGAGGCGGCCAUGAUCUGUGGCGCCAAUGACCGCUCUGCAACGCUGAAUGAUGUGGUGGAAAACAAGGAAUACAUCUUUAGAGUGAGAGCUGAAAAUAAGGCCGGCGUUGGCAGACCAAGCGCUGCCACCAAGCCUGUCAAGAUCAUGGACCCAAUUGAGAGACCAAGUCCACCUCUGAACCUGCACUUUAGUGACCAGACCACCUCCGCUGUCACGUUGACAUGGGAGACGCCGAUGAGCAAUGGAGGCAGCAUGAUCACUGGAUACAUUAUUGAGAAGUGUGAUGACGGAGUUUAUAACUGGCUCCGCUGCAACGCCAGACUGUGUCCAGACCUCAGCUUCCGGAUAUCCGGUCUCAAGCCUCGUCAGAAGUAUUUCUACAGAGUUCGUGCUGAAAAUGCAGCUGGUGUUUCUGACCCUGCUGAUCAAGUUGGACCACUCCUCGCCGACGACCCUCACGUUGGUCCGACCUUGGACCUGAGUGCCUUCAGGAACGGCCUGGAGGUGAUUGUCCCUCAGCCGCUGACCAUCAGAGUCCCCAUCACCGGGUACCCGACCCCUGUUGCCAAGUGGACCUUCGGAGAGAAGGAGCUAAGCCCGUCAGAUGACCGUGUCUCCAUGGUGACGAAGUCCACAUUCACAGAGCUAACAGUGUCUCCGAGUGUCCGACCGGACAAAGGAACGUAUGGUCUGACUCUGGAAAACGAUGUGUCCUCGGUGUCUGGAGAGAUCGAAGUCAACGUCAUCGCAUGCCCCAGUGCUCCUAAGGACUUCAAGGUAGCUGAAGUGACCCGACACCAUGUCCACCUGAUGUGGGAGGCUCCUGAACAUGAUGGAGGAAGUGCAGUCACCCACUACCAGAUAGAGAAGAGAGAAGUGUCACGCAAGACCUGGGCCAAGGUGGCUACAGGAGUCCUGGAUCUUGAACACACCAUCACUGAUGUUAUUGAAGGUAAAGAGUAUCUGUUCAGCGUCACUGCCUGCAACAAAUGUGGACCAGGAGAACCAGCGUACAUCGAUGAACCCGUCAAUGUGUCGUCUCCUGCCACUGUACCCGAUCCUCCUGAAAACCUGAAGUGGCGCGACAAGACCGGCAAGACCAUCUUCCUGUCCUGGGAACCUCCAAAGUAUGAUGGUGGCGCUCCACUCAAAGGAUAUGUUGUGGACAAAUGUCAGCGUGGAACCGACAAGUGGGAGCCCUGUGGAGACCCAAUCCCUGAGCUGAAGUUCCAGGUGACCGGCUUAAUCGAGGGCCAGUGGUACGCCUACAGAGUCAGAGCGUUCAACAAACUGGGAGCCAGUCGACCCUGCAGGGCUACUGAUGAGAUUCAGGCUGUGGAUGCUAAAGAGCCUCCAGAGAUCCAGCUGGAUGUGAAGCUCCUCGCUGGCCUGACCGCUCGGGCCGGAACCAAGAUCGAACUUCCCGCCGACGUGAUUGGAAAACCAGACCCCCGGGUCAAGUGGACCAAAGCAGACCUGGUCUUGAGGCCCGAUGACCGCAUCACUAUCGACACCCAGCCUGGACACUCCAAACUGUCCAUCAACAACACGACAAGAGGCGACACAGCCAUGUACAUCAUAGAGGCUGUCAACACCUGUGGACGAGCCACGGCCACCAUUGAUGUCAACAUCCUCGAUAAACCUGGUCCUCCGGCCGCCUUCGACAUCUCCGAGAUCACCAACGAGUCAUGCUUCUUGGCGUGGAAUCCUCCACGAGAUGAUGGUGGCUCCGCUAUCACAAACUACAUUGUGGAGAGUCGUAUGACAGACAAGGAGGAGUGGGUGAAGCUGUCAGCGACCAUCAAGCACACCACAUUUAAGGCCUGCAAACUGACUGCCAUGAAGGAGUACAUCUUCAGGGUCAGUGCUGAGAAUCAGUACGGCAUCGGAGAACCUGCAGAGCAUGUACCCAUCAUCGCCAAGUACUCAUUCGAUCCUCCUGGUCCUCCUACCAGAGUCACCCCCUCGGACAUUGCUAAGGACGCUGUGACACUGACCUGGUUCGAACCAGACGAGGAUGGAGGAAGCCCCAUCACUGGAUACUGGAUUGAGAAGUUCGACCCUGAGAGUGACAAGUGGAUCCGCUGCAACAAGCUGCCAAUCAAAGACACGACCUUCAGGGUGAAGGGACUCCCAACCAAGAAGAAGUACCGCUUCCGUGUUUUGGCUGAGAAUCUGGCUGGACCUGGAAAACCAAGUGCAGAGACAGAUCCAGUCCUCAUCAAAGACCCCAUUGAUCCUCCAUGGGCACCUGGCAAACCUGUAGUCAGGGAGGUCGGUAAGACCAUGGUGGUGCUGGCCUGGACCAGACCAGAGCACGAUGGUGGAUCCAAGAUCGAGGGCUACAUCAUUGAGUUCCAGAAGCCUGGAACCGAGGAGUGGAUCCGGAUCGCAGAGGAUGUUCCACAGACCGAGCACCAGCUGCAGGGUCUGAAAGAGAAAGAGGAGUACAUCUUCAGAGUCAAGGCUGUCAACAAGGCUGGAGAGAGUGAACCCAGCGACCCCAGCGAUCCGGUGGUCUGCAAGGAGAGACUCUACCCUCCAUCAGUUCCUCAGUGGCUUGAAGUGGCCAACGUCACAAAGAUCAAUGCUGACUUGAAGUGGCAAGCUCCAAGCAGCGAUGGAGGUUCACCAAUCACCAACUAUGUGGUGGAAAAGAGGGAUGUAAGGCGGAAGGCCUGGCAGACGGUCGACACCACCGUCAAAGAGCUGAAGUACACGGUGACGCCGCUGAACGAGGGAUCCCUGUACGUGUUCCGAGUUGCCGCUGAGAACGCCGUGGGAAUGGGUGAAUUCUGUGAGCUGGAGGAUGCUGUGCUCGCCAAAGACACAUUCACAACUCCUGGACCCCCAUAUGCCCUGACAGUGGUGGAGGUCACCAAGAGACAUGUGGAGCUGAAAUGGGAACCUCCCCAGAACACCGGAGGUCGACCAAUCACCAAGUAUGUGAUUGAGAAGAAGGAGAAGCUGGGAACUCGUUGGUUGAAGUGUUGUAAGACUCCAGACAGACAGCCUCAGUUCAAGGUGACUGACGUAGACGAGGGUUCGGAGGUACAGUUCCAGGUCCGAGCUGAGAAUGAGGCAGGAGUCGGAGAUCCAAGCGAACCCACCGUGGUUCUGACUAUCGAGGAUGCAACAAGUGCACCAUCCCCCCCGCUUGAAGUGAAGAUUCCAGACGCCAGCAGAGAACACAUCAAUGUAACCUGGAAGCCUCCGGCAAAGGAUGGCGGCUGCCCCAUCACCGGGUACCACGUGGAGGUGGCUGAGGCCAGGCCCGAGCUGAAGUGGCUCCGGGUCAACACCAGACCCGUCAAGGAGCUGCAGUUCAGGAUUGACGACGGAAUCAAACCCGAAAAGAAGUAUGUCAUCAGGGUCCGCGCCAUCAAUGCCAUCGGAGUCAGUGAUCCAUCGGAGAUCUCCGACAAAGUGUUCACCAAGGACCCCGACUGCGGUCCCACCAUGGAUCUGGAGGCCCAGGACGUGGUGGUGGUUGAAGGUGAGAAGCUGCACCUGAAUGUCCCAUACAGAGCCAUCCCAACACCCAAGAUGGUUUGGCAGAAGGACACAGUGGAGUGUAAAUCCGACGACCGCCUGUCCAUGACAGUGGAGAUGAACAGCGCUCACUUGGAGCUGCUGCGCUGCACUCGGGCUGACGGCGGCGCCUAUGCCAUCACUCUGGAAAACAACCUGGGAACGGCCACUGGGACGGUCAACGUCAAAGUAAUCGGACUUCCGGGUCAGUGCAAAGACAUCAGCUCAAGCGAUGUCACUAAGAACUCCUGUAAGAUCAGCUGGGAGGCUCCGGAGGACGAUGGUGGCACUCCCAUCGUCAGCUACACACUGGAGCGUCGCGAGGCCUCCAAGAAGACUUACAUGCCCGUCAUGUCAGCUGAGAACGUCCUGACCUUCACCGUCAAGGACCUGUAUGUCAACUGCGAGUACUAUUUCAGAGUGAAGGCCGUUAACAAGGUUGGAGCUGGAGAAUAUCUGGAGCUACGAAAUCCUGUCAUUACAGAAGAAAUCAAACAGAAACCAGAUCCUCCAAUCCAGGUGGAGGCCUAUGACCCCACUUCCAAGUCCAUCACAGUGAGCUGGAAGGCUCCAGACUACGAUGGCGGCUGUCCCAUCCAGGGCUACAUUGUAGAGAAGAUCGAGAAGGAUGGUGACCGCUAUGAGCGUGUCACGCCCAGCCUCAUCCCUGGGUUCUCCUUUGUGGUCACCGGCCUGAAGGAGGACAUGGAGUACCAGUUCAGGGUCCGAGCAGAAAACGCUGCUGGGGUCAGCGAACCGUCCCGCAGCUCGCAGCCCAUGAAGGCAGCAGACCCUGUUGACAAACCAAAGGUGACUCUCCACCCACGUGUGCAGUCCGGUGUGUGUAUUAAGAAAGGAGACGAGAUCCGCAUUGAUGCCUACAUCUCUGGCUCACCAUAUCCCAAAGUGUCCUGGCUCAGGAAUGACGAGGAUGUGACCAAAGAGCCGACAAAGAAGGUGGUUCCUGUGGUGAAGAAGAAGAAAACCAAGGCAAAGGUUCCAGAACCAGAACCAGAGUAUGUAUCUCCAAUAAGGGAGCGUCUCGGUCUAGAUCAAACCAAGAGAGGUCAGUCUGCGCUGAUGAUCCGCGACGCUGUCAGAGCUGAUCACGGAAACUUCACCAUCCAAGUGGAAAACAUUCACGGAGUUGCCACCGCCACCUGCAUCGUAAAUGUCCUCGACAAACCUGGUCCUCCAAUUAACUUCACGUUUGAUGAGAUCCGGAAUACAUCUGUGAUCUGUAACUGGGAGCCUCCAGAGGAUGACGGCGGCAGCGAGAUCCUCAACUACAUCCUGGAGAAGAAGGACAACAAGAACGACGAGAUCGGCUGGAUCACCGUUACCUCCACGCUGAAGGGAACCAGCUGCCCCGUCACCAAACUCAUUGAAGGAAAGGAGUACAUCUUCAGAGUCACCGCUGAGAACAAGUCAGGCUGCGGACUUCCCUGCAUCUCUGAGCCACUGGUUGCCAAGAACCAGUUUGAUCCUCCUGAUGCUCCCAAUGCCCCCCGUGUCCAUGAGGUGACGGCAAGCUCAGCCCGCAUCUCCUGGCAUGAGCCGAAAGACAACGGCAGCCCCAUCCUGGGCUACUGGAUCGAGAGGAAAGAGGUGAACAGCAAAUACUGGACCCGAGUGAACCGAGCCCUUCUCAGCUCUCUGGAGGUGAAGGUCACUGGCCUUAUGGAGGGACUCACUUACAUCUUCAGAGUGUGUGCCGAAAACCUGGCUGGACCGGGACCGUUUAGCGAGCCCUCAGACCGCAUCCUCACCAUGGACGCCAUCAUGCCUCCUGGACCUCCCACUCCAUGGAUUGUGGACACUGGGAAGGACUCUGUGAUCGUGGCCUGGAAGCCUCCGCUGUAUAAUGGAGGAGGAGACAUCCUGGGAUACCAUUUAGAGAAGGUUGUGGUUGGAGAGAAGGACUGGUCCCGCAGCACAGAGUUCAGAUGUAAAGAACUCACCUACACUGUGACCGGUCUGACUGAAGGAGCCGACUAUUACAUCCGCGUCAUUGCCGUCAAUGACGCCGGACCUGGAGCUCCAGGUGUGACCGAACCUGUGACUGUCAAAGAGCCUGAAGAAUCUCCCGCCGUCAACUUUGAUGAAUCUGUGAAGAACGGCGUCAUGAUUAAGGCUGGUGAGUCUCUGAGGCUUCCCGCUGUGGUGACAGGACGACCGCAGCCUGAGAUCAAAUGGGCCAAAGACGAGGCUGAAAUCGACAAGGAGAGAAUGAUCAUAGAGACAGAGGGAAAACACAGCACUCUAUUCAUCAAGACAGCAGUGAGGGCGGACCACGGAAAGUACCAGAUCACUGGCACCAACAGCAGUGGAACUAAGACUGCAGAGACCAGGGUGGACAUCAUGGACGUCCCUGGACCAGUGGUGGAUCUAAAGACAGUGAUGGUGACCAAGAAGAACAUCACCCUGACCUGGUCUGACCCCCUGGAUAAUGGCGGCAGUGACAUCAUCGGCUACGAGGUCCUGAGGAAAGAUGCCAAGAUGAAGCUGUUCAGGCAGCCCAUCGAGACUGCAUCCUGCAAGUGUGACAUUCAGGACCUGUUGGCUGGAGAGGAGUACGACAUCAGGGUGUUUGCCAGGAACAAGUUUGGAGACGGAGUUCCAUCUGACCUGGGACCCAUCCUGGCCGAGGAUCCCAAAGGUACUCCUUCUGCACCUGAGAAGCUGCACUACACCAACAGAACCAAGAGCACCAUCACUCUGGCUUGGCAGCCACCCCGCACUGAUGGAGGCAGCCCUAUCAUGGGAUACUAUGUGGAGAAGAUGAGGUCUGAUGGCGCUGAAUUCGAAGUGGCCAACCGCAAGAUGUUCCCUGAGUGUUGUGGCACUGUGGAGAACCUGUCGGAGAACCAGGAGUACCAGUUCAGAGUCAAAGCUGUGAAUGAAGUCGGGGAUGGAGAUCCAUCAAAGCCCAUCGAUGCCAAGAUCCAGGAUGAUGAACUUGCUCCAGUUAUUACCAUCCUCAAGUUCUUCAAGAGUAAUGCCAUCAUCGUGAAGAAGGGAGCAGCUAUUGACAUCCCAGCCGAGGUGACGGGACUUCCUCUUCCAACACUGCAGUGGAUGAAAGACAAUGUGGUGUUAGAGCAGCCGGAUGGAGAGAAGAUGACAAUGGAGACUGAGGAGGUGGAUCGGACGACUAUGAAGACUAAGAUCGCCAUACCAGAAACCAUCAGGCCGGACAAGGGCAACUACAAACUGGUGGCUGAAAACUGCCAUGGCAAAACUCAGCACACCAUCCGUGUGGAGAUCCUUGAUCGCCCUCUGCCUCCAAGGAACGUCGUAGUCUCAGACAUCAAAGCUGACUCGUGCUACCUGACCUGGGACGCUCCUGAGGACAACGGAGGCAGUGAAAUCACCAACUACAUUGUGCAGCGGCGAGAUGCCAGCAAGAAGAAGUCAGACUACGAGCCACUGACCAUCAACUUGAUUGACAGGAGAUAUGGGGUCUACAGAAUGGAUUUGAAUGGUGCAUACCAGUUCAGGAUCAAAGCAGAGAACAAGUACGGCGUAAGUGAUGGCUGUGACUCUGAGAAGGUCCAGCUCAGAGAUCCAUUCGGUCUCCCCGGACCACCUCGCAACCCCAAGAUCAUUGCAGCGACGGCCACCACCAUGACACUGACCUGGGAUGCACCUUUGGACAACGGUGGCUCCACCAUCCAGGGCUACUGGUUGGAGAAAAGGGAGCGUGGCGCUGUGUACUGGGGCCGUGUCAACCGAGCCCCAGUGACCAAACCGGCUGUGAAGGGUCUGGAGUACACUGUCCUGAAGCUCAUCGAGGGUACAGAGUACAAGUUCAGAGUGGCGGCCAGCAAUGCUGCCGGAGUAGGACCGCCAAGCGAGGCUACUGAGUCCCGCUUUGCUGUCGACCCCUGCAACCCUCCCAGCCCACCUGCCUCCCUCGAGGUUAAAGACAAAACAAAGAACAGCGUGACACUCACCUGGAUCCCACCAGACAAAGAUGGUGGCAGCCCAGUGAAAGGUUACAUCAUUGAAGUUCACGAGGAAGGCAUGGCUGAGUGGAAGAGGGUGAACCCUGCAGAUAAGCUCCACCCCACUACUGAGAUCACCGUCCCAGACCUGAGGGAGGGCAAGAAGUGCAGGUUCAGGGUCUAUGCUGUGAACGGAGCCGGAAACUCAGAGCCUGCCAGGACGGCCGAUGUCCUGGUCCAGGACGUCCUCAUCGAGCCCUCGGUCUAUCUGGAGGUGAGCACUAAUGACCUAAUGAACUGUAGAGCCGGGACCCCCAUCCGCAUUCCGGUCAAAAUCCACGGACGACCCAUCCCCAAAGUCACCUGGAAUUUCGACGGAACUGCUGAGACGGAGAAGAAGAAUGAGCUGCACACACUGCCUGUCGACUCAGAGAUUCACUCAACUGACACGACGUCAGUCAUCACCAUCCCUGAGAGUAAACUGAGCCACAGCGGCCGAUAUAUCCUGAAUGCAGAGAGCCCUGCAGGACACAAGGUGGUCAAAGUCCGAGUCAAUGUCCUCGACCUGCCUGGACCUCCCAGAGACCUGAAGGUGAGCGACGUGACAAGAGGAACCUGCAGACUCACCUGGAAACCUCCAGAGUGUGAUGGAGGAGAUAGAGUCAAGAGCUACUUCAUUGAGAAGAAGACGGUGUUGGGCAAAGCCUGGACCAAAGUGAAUCCGGCCUGUGCUGCUCAGUCUCUGGUUGUUCCAGACCUGAUUGACGGUCAGGAGUAUCUGUUCCGUAUUCGGGCGGAGAACCGCUUCGGCUUUGGACCCUACAUUGAAACCCCAGAUGGAACCAAAGCCAGAGACCCGAUCCAUCCUCCUGAUCCUCCAACAAGACUGAAGAUCCAGAGUGUGAGGAAGGGCACAGUGACUCUGACCUGGAAGGCUCCAAAGAACGAUGGUGGUUCACCUGUUACCCACUACAGUGUGGAUCUGCUCUGCUGGGAUGCCAGCGGCACUCAGAAGGAGUCCUGGCGGAGGUGUAACAGGAGAGACGUGGACACAACCAGCUUUAAGGUGGAGGAUCUCACACAGGGAGAUGAGUACGAGUUCAGAGUGACUGCCUGGAACGAGGCUGGAGCCAGCAGACCGUCAACUACUGCUGGACCCAUCCUUCUCCAGGACCAGACCUGUGCUCCAUCCAUUGAGCUGAAGGAGUUCAUGGAGGCCGAGCAGGGCUCCGACAUCAGCAUUGUGGCCAAGAUCCGUGGAUGUCCAUUCCCCACACUCACCUGGUACAAGGCUCCGCCCCACAAGUCAGAUGCCAAGGUGGAGGUCCAGUAUGAUGAGCAUAUCAACAAGAUAGUGGCAGACGACAGCUGCACGCUGCUCAUCCAACAGGGCAAACGUCCAGACACUGGACUGUACACACUGGUCGCUUCCAACAGCCUUGGAAAGGCCUCCAAGGAGAUGAGGCUCAAUGUGCUCGGACGUCCUGGUCCUCCUUCUGCUCCCAUUAAGUUUGAGGAGGUCGGAGCCGAGAGGAUCACUCUGUCAUGGCUUCCACCAAAGGACGACGGCGGUUCUAAAGUCACCAACUAUGUUAUCUGGAGACGUGUGGCCAACAGGAAGACCUGGGUCCCCGUCACCAAUGAGCCCAAAGACAGGAUAUGGACUGUGGAGAACCUGAUGCAGGGACAUGAGUAUGUGUUCCGUAUCAUGGCCCAGAACAAAUACGGAGUGGGAGAACCUCUGGACAGCGAACCAGAGGUCGCACGAAACCUCUUCGUGGUUCCGGGUCAGUGCGAGAAGCCGACCGUCUCCAGCAUCACUCUAGACUCCAUGACUGUGAACUGGGAGGAGCCUGAGGAUGAUGGUGGUUCUCCCAUCACUGGCUACUGGCUUGAACGUAAGGAGACCACAGGCAAACGCUGGGCCCGGGUCACCAGAGACCCCAUUCGACCCAUGGGUAUGGGCGAGUCCUUUGUGGUGACCGGCCUAAUUGAGGGCUCACAGUACCUCUUCAGGGUCACCGCCAUCAACGCUGCCGGACUAGGACCUGCCAGCGCCCCCACAGAUCCCAUCUUUGCCAGGGAUCCCAUCUCUCCGCCCUCUCCUCCUACUCCCAAGGUCUCUGAUUGGACCAAGUCCACAGUGGAUCUGGAAUGGAUUCCUCCUCUGAAGGAUGGAGGCUCCAAGAUCAUUGGAUACUGGGUCGAGCACAAAGAGGAGGGAACUGAGGCCUGGGUGAAGGCUAAGGACACCGAAAUCCGUGGCACUCGCUUUGUGAUCACUGGUCUGAAGACUGGAGGUCAGUACAGAUUCAGAGUGAUUGCCUUCAACGCUGCCGGUAAUGGAGAACCAGGAGAAGUCCCUGAGGUUCUGGAGGUCAAUGACAGAACUAUUGCUCCCGAGGUCGACCUGGACGCCUCCGUGAAGGAGAGGAUGGUGGUCCACGCCGGUGGUGUGAUCCGAAUCAUUGCCUACAUAUCGGGUCAGCCAGCUCCAGAGGUGACAUGGAACAGAGAUGGAGCGGCGCUGCCCCCAGAGGCCAAAGUGGAGACCACAGCCAUCAGCUCAUCUCUGGUCAUCAAACCCUGCAUCCGACGACACCUGGGAGUUUACUCUCUGACCGCCAAGAACGCUGGCGGAGAGAAGAAGAAGAACAUCACUGUGGAAGUCCUGGAUGUUCCUGGACCUGUCGGUAUCCCUCUGAUCCCUGAGAACCUGUCCAUUGACUCUGUCAAACUCAACUGGUUCUUCCCUGAGAACGAUGGCGGAUCUCCCAUCAGCAACUUCAUCAUAGAGAAACGUGAGGCCGAGCGUAAAGCCUGGACGUCAGUGUCAUACACCGCCAGCCGACAGAACGCCAUUGCCCACGAUCUCACCCUCGGAAAGGCCUACUUCUUCAGGGUCGCGGCUGAGAACGCCAUUGGCAUUGGACCGUUUGUAGAGACCGCUGCUGAGAUCAUCAUCCAAGAACCAAUCAGUGUUCCGGAUCGUCCCGAGGAUCUGGAGGUCACCAAAGUCACAAAGGAUCUGAUUAGUGUCACGUGGAAGGCACCAAAGUCCGAUGGCGGCUCUGAGAUCACACAUUAUAUCCUGGAGGCUCGAAUGAUCGGAAAAGACAAAUUCACCAGACUGACCAAGGAGAGUCUGAUGGAGAGGAAGUACACAUACGAUGGUUUAAGGGAAGGAGACACCUACCAGUUCAGAGUAUCAGCCGUCAAUGAGGUCGGAACUGGCAAACCUUCAUUCUGCACCAAACCGAUCACCUGCAAGGAUGAACUGGAACCACCCACCAUUGAGCUGGACUUCCGUGAUAAGAUUAUCAUUCGUGUGGGCGAGAGCUGCCUGCUUCAGGGCCGUUACACUGGAAAACCAUCCCCGUCCAUCGUCUGGUACCAAGACGACAACGAACUGAAGGCUGACAAACACAUCAUGUUCAAGAACACCCUGACCACCAUGUCUCUGGGUCUGAUGAAGGCUCAGCGCCAACACAGUGGCCGCUAUGUGGUAGUGGUGGAGAACAGCACUGGCUCCAGGAAGGGCAUCUGCAACGUCACUGUUGUUGACCGCCCAACUCCUCCUGUGGGCCCCGUGGUGUUUGAUGAGGUUCACAGGCAGUACAUGGUGAUCUCCUGGAAGCCUCCUCUGGAUAGCGGUGGAGUCGACGUCUCCAACUACAUCAUCGAGAUGAGAGAUGUCAAUAGAGACACCUGGACCACUGUGACGUCUGCCACCACUAAGACCACAUGCAAGAUUCCAAAGCUGACUGAAGGCAGAGAGUACAUCAUGAGGAUCUCUGCAGAGAACAUGUACGGCAUCAGCGACCCUCUGGAGUCUGAGGAGAUGAGAGCUAAAGACCUCUUCAGAGUCCCAGAAGCCCCAGAGAUGCCCACAGUCAGGGAGGUGUAUGCCACCAACGCUCUGGUUCUUUGGAGCAGGCCACGCGAUGGAGGAAAACCCAUCACCAACUACAUCCUGGAGAAGAAGGAGGUUGGUGCCAAGAGGUGGUCCAGAGUCACCAGAGAUCCGCUGUACCCGGCCACCCAGUACCGAGUCCAGGACCUGGUGGAGGGCUGCGAGUAUGAGUUCAGGGUGAUGGCUGAGAAUGAGCUGGGAACUGGAGACCCUAGCGAACCAUCCAAACCAAUCCUGGCCAAAGACCCUAUCGUUUGUCCCAGUCCUCCUGUGACGCCCGAGGCCUAUGACAAAACUAAAGACUCAGUCAGUCUCAAGUGGCAGAUGCCUCGUCACGAUGGAAAGGGCCGGAUCUUUGGGUACCUGGUCGAGUACCAGAAGCCCGGCGCCGUGGAGUGGAUUCAGGCCAAUGCAACUCCAGAGGAGUGUCCAGACUUGCACUAUGUGGUGACAGGAUUGGCUGAUGGACAGGAGUACGCCUUCAGGAUCUUCACUGUGAAUGCCGCUGGCAAAUCUGACCCAGCCUAUGUUAAAGAGAACAUCAAAGUCCACGACAGACUGGAGGCUCCAGAGCUGCUGCUGGAUGCUAACAUGGCCCGUGAUCACCUAGCCAUGCUGGGCACCGACAUCACCCUGAGCGCCACCAUCAAGGGUGUCCCCACACCAACCGUUAGCUGGAAGAAGGAUGAUGGAGACAUGCCGGCCCACGUUGCCGUGGCUGUCACUGCCUCCGGAAGCAAAGCGUUCAUCCCCAAAUCUGUCCGAGCUGACUCUGGAAACUACACCAUCACUGUAGAAAAUGCAGCUGGGAAGAAGUCUGCCACUGUGGCAGUACUGGUACUAAAUAAACCUUCUCCUCCCAGAGACCUGGUGAUCUCAGAGGUGACCAGCGAGUCAGCCUACCUGACCUGGAAGGCUCCAGAGGACAACGGGGGUGCAGUCAUCUCCCACUAUGUGGUGCAUAAGAAGGAUGUGGCUGCAGAUCAGUGGGUACCUGUGGCUGCAGCCAAUAAGAAGCUGAGUCUGAUGGCCAUGUACCUGAUGGAAGGAAUCCAGUACCUGUUCAGGGUCGCCGCUGAAAACCAAUUUGGCAGGAGCGACUUCAUUGUGACCAAGACGCCCAUCAAGGCCCUUGAUCCACUUUAUCCACCUGGUCCACCCAAGAACCUUCACCACACUGAUGCAGAAAAGACAGAGGUUUGGUUGGCAUGGGAGUGGCCUGAACGCACCGGUGGAAGUGAAAUCACUGGGUUCAUUGUUGAACACCAGGAGGAGGGCCAGACUGACUGGGUCACAUUCAAGACCGUUAGCAAUGACCACACUCAUGUUACUGGUUUGGAGGAAGGGAAGACAUAUCGCUUCAGGGUCAAAGCUCAGAAUGCGAUUGGAGUGAGUCGUCCGGACACCAGUGUCCCCGUCACCUGCCAGGAGAAGACAUUGGCACCAACAAUUGAAGUUGAUGUGAAGCUUAUUGAGGGCCUUGUUGUAAAGGCUGGAAGCUCUAUUGUCCUUCCUGCCAAGAUGACCGAUCCCAUUCCUACUGCCAAAUGGAUGACAGAUGGCCAAGAGAUUGCAUCUGAGGGCCGCUUCAAGAUCGAGACUGCUGGUUCCUCCACCAUCCUUAGCAUCCCUGAAUGCCAGAGAGGAGACACUGGAGAAUAUGUCCUUAGUGUUUCCAACCCUGCAGGAAGUAAGACAGUCGCCCUGCACGUCACUGUGCUUGAUCUUCCAGGUCCACCCAUUGGACCCAUCAACAUCCUGGAGGUAACACCUGAUCACAUGAUGAUUCAGUGGAGGCCACCAAAGGAUGAUGGUGGAACGCCUGUCACUAACUAUGUGGUGGAAAAGAAGGAUGUGAAGAAGCCAUGGGAGCCCUGGUCUGUUGUCAGCUCCGGUGGCACCAGUACCAAAGCUAAGGUGUCCAGGCUGGAGAAGGGCCGUGAGUAUAUUGUACGUGUCCGGGCUGAAAACAAGAUUGGCAUUGGGGCAGGACUGGAGAGUCCACCUACUAUUGCCAAGCACAUGUUCAACCCUCCUGGUUCACCAGGCCUACCAGAGUGUUCUGAUAUCACAGAAAAUGCUGUCACCGUGUCAUGGCCUCUGCCAGACUACGAUGGCGGCAGCCCCAUCAGCGGCUACGUGAUUGAGCGUAGAGAGAUGACCGGAAAGUGGAUCCGUGUCAACAAAACUCCUGUUCUGGACCUCAGAUACAGAGUCUCUGGCCUGUUUGAGGGCAACACUUAUGAGUUCAGAGUGUUUGCUGAAAACGUUGCUGGCAUCAGUGAACCCUCACCCACCUCUGACCCAAUCAAAGCCACUCGCGCCAUCACCAAACCAGGACCUCCUGGUAAUCUUAAACUGAAGGACUGGAGCAAGUCUUAUGCUGACAUUUGCUGGACGAAGCCCACAAGAGAUGGAGGCAGUCCAAUCCUGGGCUACGUCAUUGAAGCUCAGAAGUCAGGAACUGCUCAGUGGGACAGAAUUAACAAGGACCUCAUCAAGAUGUGUGCUUAUAGAGUCCCAGGCCUAAUUGAAGGACUAGAGUACAGAAUCCGUGUCAGAGACAACAAAGUUGGUGACAGUGAACCCAGGGAGCUUCCUGAAACCAUCUUGGCAAAGGAUAUCUUGGUUCCACCUGAGGUUGUGGUUGAUGUGUCAUGCCGUGAUUCUCUGACAGUCAGAGCUGGUCAGAUUAUCAGUCUGAUCACCAGAGUGAAGGGAAGACCAGAUCCUGAGAUCACAUGGACAAAGGAUGCCAGAGCUUUGGGUCGUGACAAGAGAACAGAAAUGAACAAUAACUACCCUCUGUGUGAGCUGGUCAUUAAUGAUGCUGUCAGGUCUGACUACGGCAAAUAUGCUAUUGUUGCCAAGAACAGCAGUGGACAGGCUCAGGCCACCAUCAUUGUCAAUGUCUUGGACACACCAGGACCUUGCCAGAAUGUGAAGGUGGCCUAUGUGACCAAGAACUCCUGCAUGGUGUCCUGGGAGAACCCUGAAGACAAUGGAGGAAGCGAAAUCACACAGUACAUCAUUGAGUGCCGUCAGCCAAGCCAGAGAGGAUGGACUGUGGUCUCCAAUGACUGUACUAAGCGGCUGAUGAAGGCUCCUCUGACCGAAGGCUGCGAGUAUUUCUUCCGUGUGAGUGCAGAGAACAAGGUUGGUGCUGGUCCACCCACUGAGACCAAGACCCCUGUAUUGGCAGUUGAUCCUGUUGAGAAGCCAGGAGAACCAGUUGACUUCCAGAUUGGUGAGAUUGGCAAGACCUUCUGCUUCCUGAAGUGGAAGAAGCCAGACUAUGAUGGCGGCAGCCGCAACCUGGGUUAUCAUGUUGAGAAGAAGCCAAAGGAAGCUGAAGAGUGGGAGAGGCUUCACAAGGGAGCCAUCAAAGAAACAUACUUCAUGGCAGACAGGUGCAUCGAAAACCAAAUCUAUCAGUUCAGAGUUCAGACUAAGAAUGAAGGCGGCGAGAGCAACUGGGUGACCACAGCUGAAGUCUUGGUGAAAGAACAGUUAGUGGAGCCUGAGAUCAAGAUGAAACUGGAUGGAAUCCUUGUGGUCAAAGCUGGAGACUCUGUACCGAUUGAGGCAACUGUGAAGGGCAAACCCCAGCCUGAUGUGAAAUGGACUAAAGAUGACAGCACAGAUGAGAUCAGGAGGGGCCCUAGGCUUCAGAUUGAAAGCGGUACUGACUUCUCCAAACUACUGGUCACUGGUGCUAGGCGCUCCGACAGUGGUAAAUACGUCAUUACUGCCUCAAACAGCGCUGGAACCUGCACUGCUCAUGCCUCAGUCAAUGUGCUAGACAGACCAGGUCCCAUCAGAGAUCUUAAGGUGUCUGGAGUCACCAUUGACAGGUGCCAACUCACCUGGGAAGUUCCAGAGGAUGACGGCGGUUGUGACAUUUAUAACUACAUUAUUGAGAAGUGUGAGACCAAGAGAGGAGUCUGGUCAGUCCAUUCCAAUGCCAUCAUCACCAACAAAGCUAAUGUCACCCGUCUGAUUGAGGGCAAUGAGUACAUCUUCAGAGUCCGUGCUGAAAAUAAGAUGGGUCCUGGUCCUGCAGUGGAGAGUGAAGCCAUUGUUGCUGGAACCCAGUUCACCGUACCAGAUGCUCCUGAAGCACCAGAAGUUACUAAGAUUUCAAAAGAAGAAAUGACAGUGGAGUGGUGUGAGCCUGACAAAGAUGGUGGAAAGCCAAUCACAGGUUAUCUGUUGGAGAAGAGAGAGGAGCAUGCUGUAGAUGGUCUCUGUCAACAAGGAUCCAAGCCCAGAACUCGUUUCACUGUAACUGGACUUCUGCCGCUCCAUGACUACCAGUACAGAGUCAAGGCCGUCAAUGAGAUUGGCAUUGGCAACCCAAGCAAGGCUUCACGUGCCAUUACAGCGAAGGAUGCUGUUGAACCUCCUGCUCCUCCAACGAACUUGAAGGUUCUGGACAGUACCAAAUCCACAGUGACCUUGGGCUGGACCAAGCCUGUGUCUGACGGUGGAGCUCCCCUCAUCGGCUACGUGGUGGAGAUGAGGCUUCAGGGAUCUGCCAAGAAGGGAGAUGAUGGCUGGAAGAGGUGUAAUGUCGCUGCUCAGCUGGUUGUGUGCGAGUUCACAGUAACGAGUCUGGAUGAGAAGCUUCUGUAUGAAUUUAGAGUGUCAGCUCAGAACCAGGUGGGCAUGAGUCUGCCCUGUGACCUCGGUGAACCUGUGAUUCCAAGAGAGAUUCUGGAGGCUCCAGAGAUCGACCUGGAUGCCAACCUGAAGCAGGGCCUGACGGUGAGAGCCGGCUGUCCCAUCAGGCUUUGUGCUACCAUCAGAGGCAGACCACCUCCAAAAGUCACCUGGAGAAGGAUGGGCAUUGACAACGUGGUGCGGAAAGGAAAAGUGGACCUGAUUGACACCAUGACCUUCCUGGUGAUCCCUGAUAGCACUCGCGGACGACUCGGAAAAUACUGUCUGACUUUGCAGAGUCCGGCUGGAGAGAAGGCCGUGUUUGUCAACGUUAAGGUUCUGGACACUCCUGGACCAGUGAUAAACCUGGAAGCUACUGACAUCAAGCAGACGUCAGCCAUGUUGUCCUGGAGUCCCCCAGACAACGAUGGUGGCAGCGAAGUCACACAUUAUAUCGUAGAGAAGCGUGAGAUCGACCGCAAGACAUGGGCAACAGUUAAAGCUGAAGUGGAGAAGGAUAAGGUUCCCUUCAAAGUGGGUGGUCUGAUCCCAGGUACCGAGUAUUACUUCAGAGUCACAGCUGUGAACGAGUACGGCCCUGGAGUUCACAGAGUCAGUGCCACAUCCUACCUGGCGUCUGAUCCUGUCAGUAAACCCGAUCCCUGUCAGAAGAUUGAGGUGUUGGAGAUCACAAAGAACAGUGCCAUGGUGGGCUGGGUGAAGCCUAUGAGGGAUGGAGGUGCUAAGAUUGAUGGUUAUGUGAUUGAGUACAUUGAGGUCAAACCUCCUCCUGAACCUCCAGCACCUGCAGAGGUUCCAGAAGGAGAGGAAGCUCCUCCUCCUCCACCUCCUCCAGUAGAAGAAGAAGAGGUGGAACCUGAGAAGGAGGUUUGGAAUGCCUACACUACAGUUAAAGGUCUGAGCAUCAGUGUCAGCGGCCAGGAAGGAAAGAGGUACAGGUUCAGAGUUGCUGCCAAGAACAUGAUGGGCCUGAGUCUGUUCACUGAAACCAGAGAUGCCGUGGAAAUCAAGGAGCAGAUGAUGGAACCAAAGAUCGUCAUGCCUGAGACCGUUAGCGACAGGGCCGGAGCCAAACUCCGCGUGGAGGCAGUGGUGUCAGGUAAACCUUCUCCGACCUGUAAGUGGAUGCGUGCGAAGGUGGCAGUGGUGCCCUCCAGCCGUCUGGCCGUCCAUCAGUCCGGAAACCUGUGUGUCCUGAUCAUCAAAGACGUGUCGAGGCACGACAGUGGAGAGUACGGCCUGGUGGCUGAAAACAGCUCUGCCAAGGUCACCCAGGCCCUGAAGAUCAUCAUCAGAGACAUCCCUGGUCCUCCUGAAGGUCCCGUGGAAAUCAGUGACAUUGAUUCCGACGCCUGCUCUCUGUCCUGGAACAAACCUCUGGAGGACGGAGGCAGCAACAUCACCAACUACGUAGUGGAGAAAUGCGAUAUAAGUCGAGGAGACUGGGUGACCGCUGUGUCUUCCUGCCCCAAGACUACCACCAGACUUGGAAAACUCAUCCCUGGAAAGGAAUAUGUAUUCCGUAUCAGAGCAGAGAACAGAUAUGGUGUAUCUGCCAUCCAGACUGACAGGAUGGUCGCCAAGUUCCCCUUCGAUGUUCCCAGCGAGCCGCUCAAUUGUCGCAUCAACAAGACCAACAAGGACUGUAUGUUCGUGGCCUGGGACAAACCAGAGAGCGAUGGCGGCAGCCCCAUCACCGGAUACUACAUCGAGCGUAAAGAGAGAAACAGCCUGCUGUGGGUGAAGGCCAAUGACACCGUGGUCCGGACCACCGAGUACCCCUGUGCCGGCCUCAUUGAGGGCCUGGAGUACACCUUCAGAGUGUCUGCCAUCAACCGGGCUGGUCAAGGCAAACCCAGCAAGAAGACAGACUUUGUCACUGCUAGAACACCUGUGGUACACACCCCAGGCAAACCUGAAAUCUUGGAUGUGACCAAGAACUCCGUCACCCUAGUCUGGACUCGUCCUAAGAAUGAUGGUGGCAGUAAGAUCAUCGGUUACUACGUGGAGGCCAUGCGUGUUCCAGGAGACACGUGGGUCAGAUGCAACACCAGCAGCCAGAAUGUUCCAAGAGAAGAAUACACAGUGACUGGCCUGGAGAGAGACCUGCAGUACCAGUUCAGAGUCAUCGCCAAGACGGCCGUCAACAUGAGCAAACCAUCUGAGCCCACAGACCCUUGUCUUACCUGUCAAUCUGUCCUCCUUUCAGUUCCUCCAAGAGUGGAACUCAAUGCUCGCAUGCAGAAGGGCUUCAAAGUGAAGGCUGGGUCUACAGUCCUGCUGGAGGCUGAGGUGUUUGAGCCCAUGCCCAAAGUGACGUGGAAGAGAGGCGAUGACAGCCUGAAGUCUGCCGAAGGCCAGGUCAUAACACACUCCAGAAACCAUUUCCAGCUGGAGAUGACCGAUGUGACCAAAGAACACACUGGAACGUACACCAUCACAGCAGAGAAUGCCAGUGGAUCCAAGACCGCCGAGGUCCAGGUUCAGGUCCUCGAUGUUCCUGGUCCUCCUGCAAAUGCCAAAUAUCUGGAGGUAUUUGCCACCGGUCUGAAACUGUCUUGGGAGCCUCCACUGAAGGACGGUGGAGCCCCCAUUAAGAACUUUGUUGUGGACAAACGCGAGACCAGCCGAGCCAACUGGGCCCAAGUCUCUGCCAAGAUCAAGGGUGAUGUCCUGGAGUUGAACGUGGAGAAGCUUAUUGAGGGCCGGGAGUACCAGUUCAGAAUUCGGGCUGAGAACACAUGGGGAGUCGGUGAUGCCCUUGUGACCAACCCUGUCAUCGCUAAGAACCCCUUCACUGUUCCUGGACCAUGUGAGGCUCCAGUCAUCACCAACGUGACCAAAGAUCACAUGACUGUGAGCUGGAAAGAACCAGCUGAUGAUGGAAAGUCCCCCAUCCUGGGCUACAUGUUGGAAAGGAAAGAGACUAAAGACAUGAACUGGACCAAACUGAACCGAAAGCCGAUGACAGAGCGGACUCUGGACGUCACCGGACUUACUGAGGGAACUGAGUACGAGUUCAGGGUUAUUGCCGUCAAUGUGGCUGGACUGGGUAAACCCAGCGAGCCAUCUGAGGGAGCCACUGCACAAAACCCCAUCACUCCUCCUGGUCCUGUUCAGAACCCCAGUGUGACUGACACCACCCAUAGUACCAUUAGCCUGACCUGGACAGCCCCUGCCAACACGGAGGAAAGUCCCAUCAUCGGAUACUUAGUGGAAUGCAAGAGGAUCGGAACCAAUGACUGGAUCCGCUGCAAUGUCCCCAGAAACCUGCAGGACACCAGCUACACCAUCCAGAACCUGAUCAACAUGUCCGAGUACCAGUGUAGAGUCACUGCUGUCAACAAGGUUGGCUUCAGUGAACCAGCUGAAGUACCAGGAACACACGUCGCCAAGGACAUCAUUGUGCCUCCAGAGGCUGAACUGGAUGCUGAGCUCAAGGAUGGUCUAGAACUCCGGGCUGGAGCCACCAUGAGGCUUCACGCCACCUAUAAGGGUCGACCCACUCCAAAGAUCACCUGGGCCAAGAUGAGUAGCAACAUCAAGGACAGGCAGGGCAUUGUCAUCAAGACCUCCAAUGUGGACACCAUGGUGGUGGUGGAGCACGUCAACAGAUAUGAUGCUGGCAAGUACAUCCUCAACCUGGAGAGUUCAGCAGGAAUGAAGAUGUACAACAUCGUGGUCAAGGUCCUUGACACUCCUGGACCUCCACAGAACUUGGUGGUGAAGGAGACUACCAAGGAAGCCUCCAUCUAUUGGGAUGCUCCUCUGAUUGAUGGUGGAUCUGAAAUCACGCACUACAUUGUGGAGAAGCGUGACACUGAGAGGAAAGCCUGGUCCAUUGUUUCCAACAGCUGCAACAAGACAGCGUUCGACAUCACAGAUCUGGAAGCUGGACGCUCCUACUGCUUCAGAGUGUCCGCAGUGAACCAGUUUGGUGCUGGAGAGACAUGCGAGACGGCCGACUCAGUUAGAGCAUCAGAGGAGCCUGGGCCCGUCAUGGACUUUAAGACUCUGCUGGUCACCAAAGACUCAUGCACUCUGAGCUGGAAAAAGCCUCUGACUGAUGGCGGCAGCCGCAUCAUCUGCUAUGUCUUGCAGGUUUUGAAUGGAGAAGACAAGUACAAAGAGCUGAUGAGAUCCAAAAACAUGCAGUACAGCGCCAAAGACCUGGUGGAGGGCCGUGAGUACAACUACCGUGUGAUGGCCGUCAACGACUCUGGAGAGAGCUCCCCUAAAGAGCUGACGGUGGUUGCCAAGGACCAGAUCAUUCAUCCAAGCUGUGACCUCAGAGAACUGCCCAACAUGUGCUACAUUGCCAAAGAAGGCAGCACUGUCCGCCUGAAGAUCCCCAUCAUUGGAAAACCCACGCCAAAGGUCACCUGGAAGAAGGGGGAUGACGAAGACUUGACCGACACUGGCCGAGUGUGUGCUGAAUCAUCUGCAGUCAACACAACUCUCCUGAUCCGGGACUGCCAGAGAAGCGACGCCUCCAAGUACAUCAUCACACUGAGGAACAGCGCUGGCACCAAGGAAUUCUACCAUAUCAUCAGGGUUGUGGGUAAACCCAGUAUCCCUGUCGGUCCUGUGAAGUUCAAAGAUGUCGCCGCUGAUGGCGUCACUUUGAAGUGGGGUGCUCCUAAAGAUGACGGCGGCUCUGAGAUCACCAACUACAUCCUGGAGAAGAGAGACUCAAUCACCAACAUGUGGGUGACAGUGUCAUCCUCUGUGGACACCAACAGCAUGAGGGUGACUGGACUGCAUGAAGGCACCGAGUACAUCUUCAGGGUCUGCGCUGAGACAAGUAUGUGCGUUGGAGAGGGACUCAAGUCUGAACCCAUUGUGGCCAAACAUCCCUUCAGUAAAUGUCCUGAUGCUCCUGCACCACCUGACGUUAGUAUGCGUCAUGACUCCGCCUAUCUGGCCUGGAAUGAUCCCAGAAAGACUGGAGGAUCGCCGAUUACAGGAUAUCAUGUUGAGUUUAAAGAGAGGAAUAGUAUGUUGUGGAAGAGGGCAAGUCCGGCAGCUCUGAGGAUGAAGGAGCACAAAGUCACUGGGCUGACUGAAGGUCUGGAGUAUGAGUUCAGAGUCAUGGCCAUCAACUGGCUGGUAUUGGCAGACCAAGUGCACCCCACUGAUCCACAGGUCGCCCUUGAUCCAAUUGAUGCUCCCGGUAAACCUGAUGUGAUCAGCAUUUCCAGGAGUACCGUGACCCUGCAGUGGACAGAGCCUACAUUCGAUGGUGGCCACAGACUGACUGGAUACAUUGUCGAGAGGCGUGACCUCCCCUCAAAGAUCUGGGUGAAGGCCAACAAUGUGAAUGUUGUGGAUCCAGCAUUCACUGUCACUGACCUGCAGGAGGGUUGCAAAUACGAGUUCAGAAUAAGAGCCAAGAAUGCAGCUGGGGCACUUAGUCCACCCUCUGAUCAGACAGACACCAUUAUCUGCACUGAUGAAUAUGCUGCACCGACCAUUACUAUUGAUGCUCAGGUGAUGGAGGGUUUGACUGUCCGAGCAGGUGACACAAUCGUUAUCACUGCCACCAGCAUUUUGGGAAAACCAGCACCAACCUCCUGCUGGUCAAAGGGAGGAAAGUACUUCAAACCAUCUGAUAUUGUUCACAUUGAGACAACUGCCACCUCCUCCACUCUGUCCAUCAAGUACGCCAGCAGGAAGGACUCUGGAGAGUACACCAUCACUGCCAGCAACCCCUUCGGAGUCAAAGAGGAAACUGUCAAGGUGAAAGUCUUGGAUGUUCCUGGAGCUCCCAGUCCCAUUGAAUGCAGUGGAGUCUCCUCUGAGAAGGUGACUCUGACCUGGACAGCUCCAGCUGAGGAUGGUGGUUCUCCUAUCAAGUACUACACCCUGGAGAAGAGGGAGACAAGCCGUCUGCUAUGGACCAUCCUGGAAGAGAAGGUCAUUGACUGUCACUAUGUGGCCAACAAGCUCAUCCAGGGCAAUGAGUACCUCUUCAGGGUCUCUGCUGUUAACCAGUAUGGCUCCAGUGAGCCAUCACAUUCAGAGGCUGUCAAGAUGGUUGAUAGAUUCGGUCCUCCGGGUCCACCAUCUAAACCAGAAGUUGAGAAGGUUGAUGGAAAUUCAGCCACUGUGACCUGGAGGAGACCAGCUGAUGACGGAGGAAGUGAUAUCAUUGGUUACUGUCUUGAGAAGAAGGAGAAGAAGGCGAUGAGAUGGAUUCGGGCUUCCAAGAAAUCCAUUGCUGAGCUUACCUAUGAUGUGACUGGCCUCACUGAGGGUAUUGAGUAUGAGUUCAGGGUUCUGGCUGAGAACAAAGCUGGAUAUGGAGAACCAAGUGAACCAUCGAUGCCAGUUAGAACAAUUGUUGCUGCCUAUGUUCCUGGACCUCCAGUCAAUCCAAGAGUCACAGACACAACCAAAAGCACUGCCACUCUGAACUGGGGUAAACCUCUUGAUAAUGGUGGACUUGAAGUCACUGGAUAUGUGAUUGAGCACAAGAAAGAAGGAACAGAAGAAUGGGUUAAAGACACACCUUCAUCUCCACUUAGGAUCACAGAGUUUGUUGUUCCUGAGCUGGAAACUGGUGCAAAAUACCACUUCAGAAUUAGCGCUGUGAAUGCAAAGGGAAUGGGUGAGCCAGCUGAAACACAGGAGCUGGUUGAGAUCGUGGAACGUGCAGCUGAACCUGAGUUUGAGCUGGAUGUUGAACUGAGGAGGACUCUUGUUGUAAGAGCUGGCUGCUCCAUUCGCCUCUUUGUCCCGAUCAAGGGACGUCCUACUCCUACAGUCACCUGGACCAAGGAAGGCGGCGCCAUCCCACGUGCAGUCAUCGACAGCACUGAGUCGUUUACAAUGCUGCUUAUCCCUGAGAGUACAAGGAUUGAUGCUGGUAAAUAUGAACUUACCCUUGAAAAUUCCUCUGGAAAGAAGACUGCUGAUAUUCAUGUGAAAGUUUUGGAUUCACCUGGACCUCCAAUUAACCUUAAACCAGUCAAGAUUGACAAGGAAAGCAUCACUCUUCAAUGGGAGCUGCCUCUUAUUGAUGGUGGAGCAAAGAUCACAAAUUACAUCAUUGAGAAGAGAGAAUCAACACGCAAGGCUUUUGCUACUGUUGUAACAAAGUGCCCAACUACUUCAUGCCGAAUUGGUGAUCUUGGAGAAGGCUGUGAAUAUUACUUCAGGGUGUCUGCUGAGAACGAGUAUGGCAUUGGUGAAGCUGUUGAAACUCCAGAUCCAAUCCGUGCAUCCCAGGCACCUACUCCUCCAGAGAGCAUUAUUCCCACUGACAUUACCAAGAACUCUGUGAGCCUGGCCUGGAAACCCAAGCAUGAUGGUGGAAGCAAUACAGGAUAUGUACUUGAAGCUCAGAAGAAGGGAACUGAUCAGUGGGCCCAUGUUACAACAGUGAAAACAAUGGAUUUCACUGUGAAGAAUCUAAAUGAGAAUGAAGAAUACAUUUUCCGUGUUAUGGCUGUCAAUGUUGCAGGUAGAAGCGCGCCACGUGAAAGCAAACCCAUUGAGGUGAAGGAGUCUACUUCAUUGCCUGAGUUUGACCUGCGUGGUGUUUGUCAGAAGACUAUUAUUGCCAAGGCGGGAGAUGACAUCAAAGUUGAAAUUCCAGUUAUGGGACGCCCUAGGCCCACUGUCUCAUGGCAGAAGGAUGGUGGAUCCAUGAAGUUCACACAGAGAACCAAUGCAGAGACGACAGCUGCUACAGUUAUUCUCAGCAUCAAUGAAUGUACCAGAGCCGACAGUGGUGUGUACACUAUGACUGGAAAGAACAUUGCAGGAUCUGUGUCAGACAACAUUAUUGUUAAAAUCCAUGAUGUUCCUGGGCCACCUAAAGGACCAAUCAAGAUUGUAGAGAUUUCGCGUACUUAUUGUGUCUUUGCAUGGGACACUCCUGAAAAUGAUGGUGGAGUUCCCAUCAACAAUUAUGUUGUUGAGAUCAGAGACACCACCUCUCAGACAUGGAAUGAGCUGUCUUCCACUGUGAUCCGCACCAUGUUCAAAGCUAUUCGACUGAACACAGGAUCAGAAUACCAGUUCCGAGUGAAGGCUAAGAACAGAUAUGGUGUUGGAGUACCUAUCACUUCACAGACAGUGGUAGCUGCCUAUCCAUUCAAAGCCCCUGGACCUCCUGGCACACCUAAUGUUGUUGCAUUCACUAAGGACUCGAUUACAAUUGGCUGGAAUGAGCCUGUAUCUGAUGGUGGAAAUGAAGUCAUUGGAUACCAUGUUGAAAGGAAAGAAAGAAGCAGCAUUAUGUGGCAAAAGAUCAGCAAGGGUAUCGUGAAAGGAAACAUCUUCAAAUCGUCUGGACUUGAAGAUGGAGUUGCCUACGAGUUCCGUGUCACAGCUGAAAACAUGGCUGGUAUUGGUAAGCCCAGCAAGGCAUCUGAAGCCAUUCUGGCUUUGGACCCUGUUGACCCACCAGGUCAGCCUGUGCCAACAUUUGUUAAUAAGAAUGUUAUCACAAUUGAAUGGACAAAGCCUGAGUAUGAUGGUGGCUUCAAAAUCACUGGCUACACGGUGGAGAAGAGAGAGCUACCUACUGGUCGCUGGAUCAGAGCUAACUUUACUAACAUCAUUGAGACAACAUUCACUGUCAGUGGAUUGACUCAAGAUGCAUCCUAUGAGUUCCGUGUCAUUGCCAGAAACUCAGCUGGUGCAAUAAGUAUGCCCUCUGAUCCUUCAGAUCCAAUUACCUGCAAAGAUGAUAUUAUUGAGCCACGCAUUAUGGUUGAUGCCAUCUUUAAAGAUGUUGUACUCCUGAAGGCAGGGGAGUCCUUCAAACUUGAUGCAGACAUUGCUGGUCAGCCAACCCCAUCUAUGGUUUGGACCAAGAAUGGAAAGGAAGUGGAGAACACAAUGAAACUGGAGGUUAGGUUCACCGAUGUGACCACCACUCUAACCAACAAGGACUCUAUCCGAUCUGAUGGAGGAGAAUUUGUUCUGACUGCCACUAAUGUUGGUGGAUUUGCAAAGCACAUCUUUAACGUUAAAGUACUUGACAGACCUGGACCUCCAGUCGGUCCUCUAAAGGUGUCUAAUGUUACUGCUGACAACUGUGUACUCACCUGGGCUCCACCUGCAGAUGAUGGCGGUGCCAAGAUUGAAGGAUAUGUGAUUGAGAAACGUGAAUCAAGCAGACUAGUCUGGACCAAUGUGGCUUCAGACCUACAAGUCACACAGCACAAGGUGACCAAGCUACUGAAAGGAAAUGAAUACAUCUUCAGGGUUAUGGCUGUAAACAAAUACGGACUUGGUGAGGCUCUUGAUUCUGAACCAACUAUGGCUGAUAAUCCAUACGUGGUUCCAGAUCCUCCAGAGAAUCCAGAAGUGACAGCUAUCACUAAAGAUUCAAUGGUUGUCAUGUGGCAAGCUCCUAAGAGUGAUGGUGGAACUCCCAUCACCAACUAUAAUGUUGAAAGAAAAGACAGAAUUGGGCUCCGUUGGGUGAAAUGCAACAAGAGGAAGGUGAAAGAUCUGCAGUUCAAAGCAACAGGCCUCCUCGUUGGUCAUGAAUAUGAAUUCAGAAUAGUGCUGAGAAUGCAGCUGGAAUUACGUGCACCAAGUGCUGCCAGUCCUUUCUACAAGGCUGAUGCUCUGUACAAGCCAGGGGCUCCAUGCAACACCAAGAAUCUAGACACAACCAAGUCCUCUAUUACUGUUGCCUGGAACAAACCUAUGUAUGAUGGAGGCUCAGACAUCACUGGUUACAUUGUGGACUGUAUCCCAUCUGAAAAGGAGGAAGAGGAGGCGUGACCAUUGUGACACCUAAGGAAGGACUUCCUUGCUACCUCCUUCACCAUAAUCAACCUGAAAGAAAACCAAGCGUACAUUAACAUUUCUGCUCUUAACAGUGAAGGAAUUGGAGAACCGGCAUGUGUACCUGGAAAUCCCAAGGCUGAGGACAGGCUCCUUCCUCCAGAGAUUGAUCUGGAUGCUGAGCUCCGUAAGGUUGUCAGCCUUAGAGCUUGCUGCUCACUUAGACUCUUUGUUCCAAUCAGAGGCAGACCAGCUCCUCAGGCCAAAUGGACUAAAGAGGACGGAGAGCCCGUUGAAAGGGCAACCAUUGACAGUACGACAUCAUACACCUCACUUGUGAUUGAAAAUGUUAACAGGUUUGACAGUGGAAAGUAUAAUCUUACAGUUGAAAACAGCUCUGGUUCUAAGACAGCUACAGUUCAAGUCAGGGUGCUCGAUACACCAAGUGCACCCCAGAAUCUAAAGAUUACUGCUGUAACAAAUGAAUCUGUCACUCUAACUUGGGAUCCUCCUGUAAAUGACGGAGGGGUCAAGGUUAAGAACUACAUUGUUGAGAAGCGUGAGUCCACGCGAAAAGCCUAUGCCACUGUCAACGCUAACUGUCAUCACACCACUUUCACGGUUACUCAACUACUGGAAGGAUGCAACUAUUACUUCAGAGUUCUGGCUGAGAAUGAAUAUGGCAUCGGCCUGCCCAUUGAGUCUGGAGAAUCGGUUAAAGUGUCAGACAAGCCACAGCCACCAGGCAAAAUUACUCUUAAGGAUGUGACAAAGAACAGUGUCACUCUCUCUUGGGAGAAGCCAGAGCAUGAUGGUGGUAGCAGAAUUGGCUGUUAUGUUGUUGAGAUUCAGCCUAAAGGAGUUGAUAAAUGGACUCAGGCUACUAUUGCAAAAGACACAGAAGCUACUAUCAGUGGCCUCAAUGCAGGUGAAGAAUACAUGUUCCGUGUAGCAGCUAAAAAUGAGAAGGGAUCAAGUGAGCCACGCCAAAUUGGUGUUCCUGUAAUUGUAAAAGAUCUUGUCAUUGCACCAGCUGCCAAAUUACUGUUCAACACAUUCAGUGUGUUGGCAGGAGAAGAUCUGACAGUUGAUAUUCCAUAUGUUGCACGACCCAAAGCAACUGUUAACUGGGCUAAGGAUGGCCAGCCUUUGAAGAGAACUACCAGAGUGAACUUCAGUGCAACAGACACAAUGCUGAACCUUAAUGUAAAGGAGGCAGCUAGAGAUGAUGUUGGACACUAUCUUAUUACUCUUAGCAAUACAGCAGGAGAGUCAACAGUUGACAUUGGUAUUGUUGUUCUUGACAAACCCGGCCAGCCAGGUGGUCCAGUGAAGAUAGAGGAGGUCACUUCUGAUAGUGCAACCAUCUCGUGGAAUAAACCAGAUUAUGAUGGUGGUUGUACUAUCAAACACUAUAUUGUGGAGAAGAGAGACACAUCCACUACAAACUGGAUGGUUGUAUCUCCUAACCUGGCAAGAACCAAAAUCAAGGCAGGCAGACUCAAGACUGGCUCAGAGUAUCAGUUUAGAAUCACAGCAGAAAACAGGUAUGGAAAAGGACCAGUUCUUUUAUCAGAGUGUAUUGUAGCCCAAUACCCAUACAAACUGCCAGGGCCUCCAGGAACACCAUCCAUCGCAGCUUGCACCAAGGACAGCAUGGUGGUGGCAUGGAAUGAACCUGUCAAUGAUGGUGGAAGUACUAUCUUGGGUUAUCAUCUUGAACGAAAAGAGAGAAAGAGCAUUCUGUGGGUGAAACUUAACAAAUCUCUUAUUACUGACCAGACCUUCAAGACCACUGGUUUGGAACCUGGAAUGGAAUAUGAAUACAGAGUUUAUGCUGAAAACAUUGUUGGAAUUGGCAAAGCUAGCAAAGUCUCUGAAGGUGUUAUUGCCAGAGAUCCUUGUGAUCCUCCUGGCACCCCUGAGGCAACAAAGAUCACUAAGGACUCUGUAACCAUUGUUUGGACCAAACCUGAGUAUGAUGGUGGUGCAAAGGUUACAGGCUACAUUGUGGAAAAGAAGGAACUACCUGAAGGCCGUUGGCUGAAGGCUAACUUCACUAAUGUCAUCGAAACAGAGUAUGUUGCUACAGGACUUGUGCAGGACAAUCAAUAUGAGUUCCGUGUCAUUGCCAGAAAUGCAGCAGGUGUUUUCAGCCCUCCCUCUUACAGCACCGGUCCUAUCACUGCCAAAGAUGAGAUUGAACCACCACGCGUCAGCAUUGACCCUGAGUACACACAGACCAUUGUGGUUAAUGCUGGAGACAACUUUAAGAUUGAUGCAGAUGUUCAUGGCAAACCGCUGCCCUCUAUUCACUGGAUGAAAGGAGAGCAGGAACUGGGAAACACCAUUCAUAGAGAGAUUAAAAAUAUUCCAACCAAGGCUUUCAUUUCUGUCAAGGAAGCUAAACUUGCAGAUGGUGGCGAGUACACGCUGCUGCUGAAAAAUCCAGGAGGUGAAAAGGCUGUUAAGGUCAAUGUUGUUGUUCUAGACAAACCUGGAGAACCACAGGGACCUUUGAUUGUUACAGGAAUAAUGAGUGACCGUUGCUGCCUUGCAUGGAAAGCUCCUUUACAAGAUGGUGGUAGCAAAAUCUCCCACUAUGUAGUGGAGAGGAGAGAGACAAGCAGAUUAGUUUGGACUGUUGUUGAUCCCAAAGUUGUGAAUACUUGUCUUAAGGUCAAUAAACUACUAGAAGGAAAUGAAUACAUUUUCAAAGUCCAUGCUGUCAACCAGUUUGGAAUGGGUGCGCCACUUGAGUCAAGUCCAGUGAUCAUCAAAGAUCCAUACAUGCUGCCUGGAUCACCCAAGGCCUUAGAGGUUUCAGAUAUUAAAAAGGAUUCCAUGGUACUUACUUGGGAGGCUCCCACUGAAGAUGGUGGCAGUCCUAUAACUGGAUAUAUUAUUGAGAAGCAUGACAAAGAGGGAGUAAGAUGGACCAGAUGCAACAGGAAAACAGUGACUGACUUGACAUUCAAGGUCACCGCACUACUGGAGGGCCACAAUUAUGAGUUCAGAGUUGCAGCAGAGAAUGGUGUUGGGGUAGGUGAGCCAAGCUCCCCAACUGUACUCUACAAAGCUCUUGAUCCUAUCUUCAAACCUGGCCCACCACACAAUCCAAAAGUUACUGAUACCACUAAAACAUCAGUAUUCCUGUCAUGGGGCAAGCCUGUUAAUGAUGGAGGCUGUGAAAUCCAAGGAUACAUUGUUGAGUGUUGUACCACCACAGAGACAGCAGCACCAGCUGAGGCCUCUGCUGAAGCACAAGCUACAGAGGCACCUGCUGAGGAAUGGACCAUGUGCACACCACCAACAGGUGUCAAGAAGACCAAGUUUGAAGUUGCCAACCUGAAAGAAAACCAAGCUUACAAGUUUAGAGUAUGUGCUGUCAACAAAGUUGGAGUUGGUGAGCAUGCUGAUGUCUCUGGGGCUGUUGUUGCCCAGGAAAAGGCAGAAGAACCAGACCUUGAUAUUGACCCUGAGCUGAGAAACAUUGUGACAAUUAAAGCUGGAGCUUCCCUUAGGCUGUUUAUUCCUAUUAGAGGCAGACCUACUCCUACAAUAAAGUGGAAUAAAGAUGAAGGUGCACUUAAAGAGGCUGCUCAGGUUGAGACCACCAGCAGUUACACAUCCCUUGUAAUUGACAAAAUGAGCAGAAAUGACAGCGGGAAGUACACAGUCACAGCUGAGAACUCAAGUGGAACCAAAUCUGCGCUUGUAGUUGUCCGUGUUCUGGACACACCUAGUGCUCCAGUUAAUCUGAAAGUCAAAGAAAUUACCAACCAGUCAGUGACACUAGCAUGGGAACCACCUCUGUUAGAUGGCGGGUCCAAAAUUAAAAACUACAUUGUGGAAAAGAGAGAAAGCACCCGCAAAACUUAUGCAGCUGUGGUCACAAAUUGCCAUGCUCUUUCAUGGAAGAUUGAAUCUCUACAGGAAGGCUGCAGUUACUACUUCAGAGUCCUUGCUGAGAAUGCUCAUGGUGUUGGUCUGCCUGCAGCAACUGUUGAUCCUCUAAAGGUCUCAGAGGUGCCCCAAUGUCCAAAGAACCUGAUUGUUAAUGACCAAACUAAAACAAGUAUCUCUUUGGCCUGGGAGAAGCCCGAGUAUGAUGGUGGUAGUAGAGUCAUGCAAUACCUGCUUGAGGUGCAGCUUAAGGGCCAAGAGAAGUGGAAUGGUGUUAACACAUUUAAGACAAUGGAGGCUACUGUUUCUAAUCUUAACCCAGGAGAAGAAUAUUUGUUCAGAGUAACAGCAAUCAAUGAUAAGGGAAAGAGUGAUCCCAAACUCCUUGCUGGUCCAGUGAUGGCCAAAGACUUGGUCUUUGAGCCAGAUGUUCGACCAGCAUUUAACUACAGUGUCCAUGUGGGUAAAGACCUAAAUGUUGACAUCCCUAUCAUUGGGCGUCCCAAACCAACUGUCACAUGGAGUAAGGAUGGAGCUCCUUUGAAGUUCACCACCAGAGUGAAUAUUCUGAACACACCAACACAUACAACACUCAGCAUUAAGGAGGCAGCAGGUGAUGAUGGUGGCAUGUACAGUAUAAAUGUUGCUAAUUCAGCUGGAAAGAAAGAUACAACAGUUGAAAUCAUUGUACUUGACAAGCCUGGCCCUCCAUCUGGUCCUGUGAGGUUUGAUGAAAUCACAACACAGAGUGUGACUAUUUCAUGGGACCCACCAAAACACAAUGGUGGAUGCCAGAUUUCAAAUUAUAUUGUCCAAAAGAGAGACACCACCACAACAACAUGGGAGAAUGUCAGCAUAAACUGUGCCAGAACAACAAUCAAAGUGCUUCGACUGAAGACAGGUGCUGAGUAUCAAUUCAGAAUCAUUGCUCAGAACCGCUAUGGUAAGAGUCAUGGUUUGGAUUCAUCUUCUGUAGUUGCUCAAUACCCAUACAGAGAGCCAGGCCCACCAGGCACUCCUUUCAUUGCUUCCCUGUCGAGGGAUCACCAGGUUGUUGAAUGGCAUGAGCCUGUGUCAGACGGGGGAAGCCCAGUUCUUGGCUAUCAUCUUGAAAGGAAAGAGAGAAACAGCAUUCUCUGGGUCAAGAUUAACAAGACUCUUAUCCAUGAGACCACUUUCAAGAGCCACCCCUUAGAAGAGGGUGUGGAGUAUGAAUAUAGGGCUUAUGCUGAAAAUAUUGUGGGCAUUGGUAGGUGUAGUAAGAUUUCAGAGGGCUGUGUUGCCCGUGACCCAUGUGAUCCUCCUGGCACACCUGAGGCCAUCCAUGUGACCAAAGAUACCAUUGUCAUUCAGUGGACAAAGCCAGAGUAUGACGGUGGCAGUAACAUAACUGGGUAUACGGUGGAGAAGCGUGAUCUGCCUGAGGGACGCUGGGUAAGAGCAAACUUCACUAAUGUGAUUGAGACUCAGUUUACUGUGACUGGUCUGACUGAAAAUGCACAAUAUGACUUCAGAGUCAUUGCUAAAAAUGCAGUGGGCACUGUCAGCAAGCCAUCCUAUAACAGCGGACCAAUCACUGCAAGUGAUAAGGUGGAAGCCCCCAAAUUCUCCAUUGACCCUGCGUUCACCAAGACAAUUGUAAUCAAUGCUGGAGACACAUUCAAACUGGAUGCUGAUGUACAUGGCAAGCCACUGCCUACGAUAGUGUGGUUGAAGGAAGAAAAAACAAUUGAGAACACACUCAGACUGGAGAUCAAAAAUACAGAAAAGCAUGCAAUGAUUGUCAUUAAGGACGCAAUCAGAAUUGAUGGUGGAACAUAUGUGCUCCAGCUGACAAAUGAGGCUGGCAGUGAAACUGUUUUAUUCAAAGUUGUGGUACUAGACAAGCCAAGCCCAUGUGAAGGUCCCCUCCACAUCACUGGAGUUGCUGAGGAUAGAUGCACACUUGCAUGGCGUGCCCCCCAGCAUGAUGGAGGUAAACCUAUUACACACUACAUCAUUGAGAGAAGAGAGACCAGUCGUUUAGCUUGGACGGUUGUUUCAAGUAAGUGUGAUACCACCUGCUACAAAGUCACCAAACUGCUGGAAGGCAAUGAGUACAUGUUCCGUGUCAUGGCAGUUAACAGUUAUGGUGUCAGUGAGCCUCUGGAGUCUGGAGGAGUGAUUAUGAAGACUCCAUUUGUUCCUCCUGGUCCACCUCACAUUGAGGAUAUCUCCAACAUUGCUCAUGAUGGCAUGACCAUUACUUGGUCUGCUCCUGAGUCUGAUGGCGGCAGUGAAAUUACCAGUUACAUCAUUGAAAAGAAGGACAGGGCUGGAAUCAAAUGGACCAGAUGUAACAGACAGAAGGUCACUGACCUCUCAUUCAGAGUCACAGGUCUUUCCACUGGCCACGAGUAUGAGUUCAGAGUGGCUGCUGAGAAUAUAGUUGGAAUUGGAGAGCCAAGCCUUCCAAGUUCAUACUAUAAGGCCAGUGAUCCAAAGUUCAAACCCAGUGCCCCAGCCUAUGUGAAUGUGGUUGACUCCACCAAGAGUUCUAUUACACUUUCAUGGGGUAAGCCACUUUCUGAUGGUGGCAGUGCCAUACAAGGAUACAUCGUUGAAGUCUGCAAGGCUGAGGAGGAGCAAUGGACCAUGGUCACUCCUCCCACAGGCCUCCGUGUCAACAAGUAUGAAAUUACUAAACUUGUUGAGGGCCAAGAGUACAAGAUCCAGGUGUGUGCACUUAACAAACUUGGAGUUGGUGAGCCAGCUGUCCUCUCUGGAACAGCCAAGCCAGAGGAAAGGGUGGACCCACCACAAAUUCACUUGGACUCUGAACUGAGAAAGGGCAUUGUUGUGAAAGCUGGUGCUUCUGUUAGAAUCCAUGUUCCAUUCAAGGGCAGACCAACUCCUGACAUUAAGUGGACUAAGGAUGAGGGAGAACUGACUGAAAAGUCUGUGGUGGAGAAAGCUCUUAACUUCACACAGUUGUCAAUUGACUCAUGUGACAGGAGCGAUUCAGGAAAGUACACCCUGAGCCUGACUAACAGCAGUGGGUCUGUCUCUGAGUUUGUUUCUGUUAAAGUCCUGGACACACCAGGAGCCCCACAGAACCUUGUGGUCAAAGAAGUCAAGAGGGACUCUGUCACCCUUGUAUGGGAUGCUCCACUGGUUGACGGAGGUUCCAAAAUUAAGAACUAUGUCAUUGACAAACGCGAAUCUACAAGAAAGGCAUAUGCAAAUGUGUCAACUAAAUGCUCUAAAACAACAUUCAAAGUAGAGAAUCUAAUUGAAGGUGCUAUGUACUACUUUAGAGUCAUGGCUGAAAAUGAAUUUGGAGUUGGUCAGGCUGUUGAGACAAAGACAGCAUCCAAAGCCUCUGAGGUGCCACUGCCAGUUGGCAAAGUGUUCCUCACAGAUGUCACCAAGACUACUGCCUCAUUUGCCUGGGAGAAACCUGAGCAUGAUGGUGGCAGCCGUAUUGGUGGCUACCUAAUUGAGAUGCAGCCUAAGGGCACAGACAAGUGGGGAGUUGCAACCAAUACAAAGACAUGCGAGGGCACAGUCAAAGGUCUGACAGCUGGAACAGAGUACUUAUUCCGUAUCAUUGCUUUCAAUGAGAAGGGAAAGAGUGAGCCUAAAGCACUUGCUGCACCUGUUAUUGCCUCUGACAUGACCAUGGAGCCAAGCAUUAAGAUGCAAUUUAGCACUUACAGUGUGUUAGCAGGAAAGGAUUUGAAGUUGGUAUUCCCUGUGCUUGGAAGGCCCAAACCUAAGGUGACUUGGAGCAAAGAUGGUCAGCCUCUUAAGCUAACAUCUAAACUCAAUGUAAUAAACACACCAGAAACAACUGGAAUCCAAAUUACAGAGGCAAGCAAAGACGACUUUGGAAAAUAUUCAGUUACAGCAGCUAAUAGCGCAGGCACAGUCACUGAGGAUGUGUCAGUCAUUAUCCUUGACAAACCUGGUCCACCAAAAGGUCCAAUCAAGGUUGUUGAAGUAAGCAACACAUUUGUCCAUCUAUCCUGGGAGCCUCCAGAGUACACUGGUGGAUGCCAGGUGAAGAAUUACAUAGUGGAGAAAAGAGACACCACCACCACAACAUGGCAAGCAGUCACCACACAGCUGGCUAGAACAGCUAUCAAGAUCACCAAGCUGAAAACUGGUGCAGAAUACCAGUUCAGAAUUAUUGCUGAGAACAGAUACGGAAAGGGUGUGCAUCUGGAGUCCAAGGCCAUUGUUGUGCAGUAUCCUUACAAACCACCAGGACCUCCAGGAACACCAUAUGUCAAAUCUGCAACUAAGGAGAUGAUGAUCAUUGAGUGGAAUGAGCCUGUGAAUGAUGGUGGAAGUGCAGUUAUUGGUUAUCAUCUGGAAAGCAAGGAGAGAAGUAGCAUUCUGUGGAACAAACUGAAUAAGACACUCAUCACAGAUACUCUGUUCAAGAUCUGCAAUCUAGAAGAGGGUAUUGGAUAUGAAUUCAGAGUUUAUGCUGAAAAUAUUGUUGGCAUUGGUAGAUGCAGUAAAGUUUCAGAAUCUUUUGUAGCUCGUGAUCCUUGCGAUCCUCCUGGUGCACCUGAAGCUGUCAGUAUUACUAAGAACCUCAUCAAGAUUCAGUGGACCAAACCUCAGUAUGAUGGUGGAAGCAAAGUAAAUGGAUAUAUUGUUGAAAGGAAAGAUCUUUCCUCCCCUGAUUGUCGCUGGGUAAGAGCCAAUUUCACUAAUAUAGUUGAGACUGAAUAUACCGUCACUGGUCUGACAGAGAAUGAACAGUAUGAAUUCAGAGUUACUGCCAGAAAUGCAGCUGGAGUCUUCAGUGAGCCAUCUGACAGCUCUGGACCCAUUACUGCCACUGAUGAAAUUGAACCACCAAGGGCCUCCAUGGAUCCCAAAUACAAAGAUGUCAUUGUCAUUAAUGCUGGACAGCACUUGCUCCUUGAUGCGGACAUUCAUGGAAAACCAAUUCCUGAUGUUGUCUGGCUGAAAGAGGGUAAGGAAAUGGACAAAGCCCUGCGCAUUGAGGUGAGAACCAAGAAACGUGCAGCCAUGACCAUCAAGGAUGUAACCAAACUUGAUAGUGGAAACUAUGAUCUUGUCCUCAAAAACCUGGGUGGUAUCAAAACAAUCCCCAUCACUGUCAAAGUCCUUGAUAAACCAGGUCCUCCCACAGGACCCAUGAAAAUCACAGGAGUAAUGGCAGACAGGUGUAUCCUUUCCUGGACUGAGCCAGCUCUGGAUGGUGGAGCUAGUAUCAGUCACUAUACUGUUGAGAAAAGAGAAACCAGCAGAUUGUCCUGGACAAUGGUUGCAUCAAAUGUCAAAGGUCUGUACCAUAAACUGACAAACUUACUCCCUGCAAAUGAAUACAUUUUCAGAGUCAGAGCAGUCAAUAAAUAUGGUGCUGGUGAUUAUCUUGAGAGUGAACCUAUCAUUGCACGCAAUCCUUACAAGCCACCUAGUGCUCCUGGAACUCCAGAAGCAAGUCAGAUCACAAAGGACUCUAUGAUUCUUUCAUGGAGUCCUCCAGAACUAACUGGUGGAGCUGAUAUUGAAGGAUAUCACCUUGAAAAACGCGACAAGGAUAGUGUAAGGUGGACUAAGUGCAACAGACAAAAGUUGACAGACACUCACUUCAAGGUCACAGGUCUGAUGUCUGAUCACUUCUAUGAGUUCCGUGUAGCUGCUGAGAAUGAGGCUGGUAUGGGAGACCUCAGUGAGCUGUCCUUAUUCUAUAGAGCAUGUGAUGCGACAACACCACCAGGACCUCCACAUCAUCCAAAGGUAGUAGACUCCUCAAAGUCUUCUGUCUCUCUGUCAUGGGGCAAACCUGACUUUGAUGGUGGUGCGUAUGUUAAGGGUUAUAUUGUUGAAAUGAGGGAAUACACACCAGUUCCAGAAGAAACAGAAGAGGCAGAAGUAGCACCAGCAGUACAACCACCAGUUGAAAAGGAAUGGACCAUGUGCACUCCCCCUACUGGCAUUCAAGCCACUAAACUAACUGUCAUAGAUCUUAAAGAAGGUGUAGAGUACCAGUUCCGCGUCUGUGCUAUCAACUCUGAGGGAGUUGGAGAGGCUGCUAAUGUCCACGGUACUGUAGUGACUUCUGACAGGGUAGAAGCACCAGAGAUUGAGCUGGAUGCAGAUCUCAGAAAGGUGGUAUCUGUCCGUGCUGGAGGAACUCUCCGUCUGUUUGUCACCAUUAGAGGAAGACCUCAACCUGCUGUGAAAUGGGAGAAGGUUGAGGGUACUCUCACAGAGCAUGCUGCUAUUGACACAACUAGCUCAUACACCAUGCUUGUCAUUGACAAUGUAAACAGAUUUGACAGUGGCAAAUACUCACUGACACUUGAGAACAGCAGUGGGACAAAAUCUGCAAUUGUCGCAGUGAGGAUUUUGGAUACACCAAGUGCACCACAGAACUUUGCUGUGAAAGAGCUCAAGAAGGAUUCUGUGACUCUGGCCUGGGAUACUCCACUCACUGACGGUGGUUCUAAAAUCACAAACUACAUUGUAGAGAAGAGAGAAUCUGUCAGGAAAGUCUAUACUACGGUUACCAGCAAUUGCACUGCCAAUUCAUUCAAGAUUGAAGAGCUACCCGAGGGUGGUAUUUUCUACUUCAGAGUCUGUGCUGUUAAUGAAUUUGGCCAAGGACAGAUGGUUGAAACCAAAGAAAUUAAAAUAUCUGAGGUACCACUGCCACCAAGCAAAGUUACUCUUGUAGACUUGACAAAGACAAGCGUGACACUUGCAUGGGACAAACCUGCUCAUGAUGGUGGAAGCAAAGUAAUGUGCUACAAUGUAGAAUUUAAACCAAAGACUGGAGAUAAAUGGGGAACAGCCUGCACAGUCAAAGUGCCCGAAGCAACUAUUCAUCUAACUCCUAAUGAAGCCUAUCUAUUCAGAGUUGUUGCAAUCAAUGAGAAGGGAAAGAGUGAGCCAAAGGACCUUGGUUUGCCUGUAGUUGCAAAGGAUGUUGCAAUUGAGCCAUCUGUGAAUUUACUGUUCACCACUUACAGUGUGAAGGCUGGAGAUGAUCUCACUGUUGAGGUACCAAUGAGAGGCAGACCCAAGCCUGUUGUGUCCUGGAAGAAAGAUGGUCUUCCUCUGAAGCAGACAUCCUCCUUGACCAUUCUAAACACUGCAACGUCAUCCAAAAUUAUCAUCAAAGAAGCUGCCAGAGACCAUGUUGGCAAAUAUGAGAUCACCCUAGCCAACUCAGCUGGAUCUGUGACCACUGAUAUUGGAGUUGUAGUCCUAGAUAAGCCUGGACCACCUAAAGCUAUCAAGGUAGAUGCUGUGACCUCAGACAGCAUCACUCUGUCCUGGUCUCCACCUGAAUAUGAUGGUGGCUGCUCCAUCAGCAACUACAUUGUGGAGAAGAGAGACACUAACACUCAAGAGUGGCAGAUGGUAGCAAGCAAUGUGGCCAGAACGGCCUUCAAAGCUGGCCGUCUGACACAUGGAGCAGAGUACCAGUUCCGCAUUUAUGCAGUUAACAGAUAUGGAAAGAGUACAUAUCUGGAUUCACCUGGAAUCACUGCUCAGUACAACUUCAGACAACCUGGACCUCCUUCUACACCUAUUGUGAAGUUGGCCACUAAAUCCUACAUGUUGGUGACUUGGAAUGAGCCAGUCAAUGAUGGUGGCAGUCCUGUCCUUGGCUAUCAUCUGGAGAGGAAGGAACGUACUAGCAUUCUUUGGACAAAGAUGAAUAGAGGAAUGAUCAAAGAUACAGAAUACAAGGUUCAAGGCCUUGAAGGAGGCUUAAUGUAUGAAUACCGCAUCUAUGCUGAAAAUAUAGCUGGCAUUGGUAAAGCCAGCAAGGCCUGCGAAGCUGUGGCAGCCAGAGAUCCAUGUGAUCCUCCUGGUACACCUGUAGUCACUGCAGUUACCAGAACAUCUGUCUCCCUAUCUUGGGAUAAACCAGAGUAUGAUGGUGGAGCCAAGGUUUCUGGAUACAUCAUUGAGCGUAGAGAUCUUCCUGAAGGACGCUGGACUAGAUGCAAUUUCACCAAUGUGCCAGAGACCCACUAUGAUGUGACCGGUCUCACAGAGAACAACCAGUAUGACUUCAGGGUCAUUGCUAAGAAUGCAGCUGGAUGCUUCAGUGGACCAUCUUACAAUACUGGCCCCAUUACUGUCAAGGAUGAUGUUGAUCCCCCACGCAUAAUGAUGGAUGUUAAAUUCAGAGAGACUGUGUUUGUGAAAGCAGGGGAAACUCUGAAGAUUAAUGCUGACCUUGCUGGACGCCCAGCCCCAGUUGUCUCCUGGACUAAAGAUGGCAAAGAGAUUGAGCGCAGAGCCAGGAUUCAGAUAGUCUCAACAGACACCACCACAUCUGUUAUAGUGAAAGACUGCAUCAGAAGAGAUUCUGGACAGUAUGUUCUCACAUUACAAAACAUUGGUGGAACAGUUACCAUGCCAGUAAACUGUGUGAUACUGGAUAAGCCUGGCCCAUCAGCAGGACCACUGCAGAUCACCGGACUUACAGCUGAGGAGUGCACUCUUACAUGGGGUCCACCUCAAGAGGCUGGUGGUGCUGAUAUAACACAUUAUAUUGUUGAAAAGCGUGAGACCAGCCGCUUGGCAUGGACACUGGUGAAGGGGGAUGUCACAAAAACAUACUACAAAGUGACCGGACUGCUCAAAGGCAAUGAGUAUAUUUUCAGGGUUUUGGCCGUCAAUAAGCAUGGACAUGGUGAGGCACUGGAGAGUGAUACUGUUAAGAUUACAGAUCCAUUCACUGUGUCCAGUGCUCCAAUGAGUGUUGAUGUUACUGAGAUAACGGGCGAUUCAAUGAUUCUCACCUGGUGCAAGCCAGUCAGUGAUGGUGGAAGUCCCAUCAUUGGAUAUGUGAUUGAGCGUCGUGAAAAGACCAGUAUGCGCUGGAUACGUGUGAACAGAGAUCUAGUUGUUGAAUGUACUGCAGUGGCCACCAAACUGCGCAAGGGUUGUGAGUAUGACUUCAGAGUUUAUGCAGAAAAUGCUGCUGGUGUCAGUCCUCCAAGUGAACCAUCUGCUACAUUCAGAGCAGCUGAUCCUCUUGUUGUUCCCUCUUGUCCAACUAAGCCAAAGAUUGUAAGUUCAACCAAAGACAGUGUAUCCAUUGUCUGGAAACCACCAACAGAAGAUGGUGGUGCUCCUGUUCUUGGAUACAGUGUUGAAUACAGGGACUUCAUUCACAAACCUCAGCCAGAGGUUGAGGAUGAAGAGGAAGAGUAUGAGGAGGAAGAAGAGGAGGAGUCACCUGAAGAACUGGCAAGAUGGGUUGAGGCCAUUCCUCUUACCAAGAGCUUGGAGUUCACAAUCACUGGGCUGAAGACAGAUGCAGAAUAUGAAUUCUGUGUGAAGGCAAUAAAUAAAAUUGGCAGCAGUGUGCGCAGUAAAUAUUCUGAUGCUGCUGUGGCAUCGGACAGAACUGCAGAGCCAUCAUUUGAUGUUGACAUGGAGAUACGCAAAGUACUUAUUGUGAAACAUGGCACCGCAUUUACUGUAAAUAUACCAUUUAAGGGCAAACCUGCUCCAUCGGUAGCCUGGACCAAGGAGGGAGUCGAUCUAAAGGUGAGAGGAACCAUUGAAUCAACAGAAUCCAGCACCUCACUGACAAUCGAGAAGUCAAGCAGGUAUGACUCUGGAGAGUACAGUGUCACCAUUGAAUCACCUUUGGGAAAAGCAACACUGCCCGUGGAUGUCAAGGUACUCGACUCUCCUGGACCUCCACUCAAUGUUAAGGUCUCAGCAGUUACCAGAGAUUCUGCAACCCUCACCUGGGAACCUCCGGAGAAUGAUGGUGGUGAUGUAGUGAAGGCUUACCAUGUAGAGAAACGUGAAGCCAGUAAGAAGACCUGGGUAUCUGUGACCAGCAACUGCCAUGCUCUGACAUACAAGGUGGAAGAUCUGCAAGAAGGAGCCACGUAUUACUUCAGAAUUAUUGGAGAAAAUGAGUAUGGAGUGGGUGUUCCCCAGGAGGCCAAAGGUGGCACAAAGAUCACAGAGGUACCAACUCCACCCAUGAAACUUGGAGUAGUAAAUGUUACCAAGGAUUGCAUUACAAUUGCUUGGACCAGACCUGAGUAUGAUGGAGGCAGCAGAGUCACUGGUUACCUGAUUGAUGCUCUGGAGAAGGGACAGACCAAGUGGGUGAAGUGUGCCACAGUGAGGACCAUGACCCACACUAUCAAGAACCUGAGGGAAGGCGCUGAGUAUUUCUUCAGAGUCCGGGCUGAGAACCAUGCAGGACUCAGUGAACCAAAGGAAAUGAUUGUACCUGUUCUUGUCAAGGAAAUACAAGAGGCUCCGGAGUUUGACCUGAAGAACUACCCCAAGAACACAGUUUAUGUAAAAGCUGGACUGGAUCUGACCUUUGAGAUUCCUAUGACUGGCAGGCCCAUGCCUAAAGUGGCUCUUUCCAAGAACAAUGUUGUCAUCAAGGGAUCGAAGAGGCUGCUGACUGAAGUAACUCCAGACAGUUUGAUUAUAACCCUGACUGAAAGCACCUCCAGUGACGCUGGUAAAUAUGAGAUCACUGCCUCAAAUGCAGGAGGAACCACCAAGAUCUUUAUCAUUAUUGUCGUUCUGGAUCAGCCUGGGCCUCCUAUUGGUCCAGUGGAGAUCGGAGAAGUCGGAGAAACCACUGUUUGUAUCAAAUGGGCUCCUCCAGAGUACGAUGGUGGUAGUCCUGUUACCAACUACAUUGUUCUGAAACGUGAAACCAGCACUCCAAACUGGGCAGAAGUGUCAACCAGUAUCGCCAGAAGCUCCAUCAAAGUAACGAAGUUGUCUAAAGGAGAGGAGUAUCAGUUCAGAAUUAAAGCCCAGAACCGCUACGGAAUCAGCAGCCACAUUGACAGCAAACCAGUCACCAUCAAACUCCCAUACACCAUCCCUGGACCUCCAUCCACACCUUGGCUCGGAUUUGUCUCCAGGGAGAGCCUGACCGUCUGCUGGAAUGAGCCAGUGAAUGAUGGUGGAAACCCUGUAUUUGGAUAUCAUCUGCAGAUGAAGGAGAGGAGCAGCAUUCUGUGGCAGAAGGUCAAUAAAACAGCCAUUCCAGGAAACCAAUGGCGCGUCACAAACAUCUGCCCUGGACUGAUCUAUGAAUUCAAAGUGGCUGCUGAAAAUGCAGCUGGUAUUGGAAAGUUAAGCAAGACAUCUGAAGAGGUUCUGGCUAUCGAUGCCUGUGAGCCCCCAGCAAAUGUCAGAGUCACUGAAGUGACCAAGAACUCAGUGAGUCUCACCUGGCAGAGGCCUCCGUUCGAUGGCGGCAGUAAAAUCACCGGCUACAACGUGGAGAGGAGAGAUGCACCAAACGGCAGAUGGGUGAAGGCCAACUUCUCCAAUGUUAUCGAGCUGGGUUUCACGGUGUCCGGACUGAACCAGAACGAGUCCUAUGAGUUCAGAGUUUAUGCCAAGAAUGCUGUUGGGUCCAUCAGCAACCCAUCGUUCAUCGUUGGACCAGUCACCUGUGUGGACGCAUGUGGAGCUCCAGCCAUUGAUCUUCCUCCAGAGUAUCUGGAUGUUGUUCAGUACAAAGCCGGCUCCUCAGUUAAACUGAGAGUUGGAAUCAUCGCUAACCCUCUGCCAACCAUCGAGUGGCAGAAGGAUGGAAAGGAGCUUGUAGCAACUUCUACUGUUUCUGUGGAAAGUACGACAGACUCCUCUGCUGUUCUGAUAAAGGAUGCGACUCGCCAUGCGACAGGAUCAUACGAAAUUAAGAUCAGGAAUGUUCUAGGCUCUGCAUCUGCAACCAUCAGGAUGGAAAUCUUAGACAAACCUGGUCCACCAGCCGGGCUCAUUAACUUCAACUCAGUCACCGCAGACCGCAUUGUGUUCAGCUGGGAACCUGUUCCAGAGUCCGAUCAAGGAGGAUCCAAAGUGACCCAUUACAUUGUGGAAAGACGUGAAACUAGCAGAGUGGUCUGGUCCACAGUGUCAGACAACCUCGAACAGACCUUCGCCUCCGUUGGCAAACUGGUUCGUGGAAACGAGUAUGUGUUCCGUGUGAUGGGAGUCAACAAAUUUGGAGUUGGAGAAGCACUGGAGUCAGAGCCGGUCAUCGCAAAGAACGCCUUUGUGAAUCCUGGGCAGCCUCGUACUCCUGAGGUCAACACCAUCACUAAGACCACAAUGAUCGUAGAAUGGGACAAACCUGGCGUAGAUGGAGGCAGCGCUGUGACAGGAUAUUAUCUGGAGAGACGAGAUAAGAAGAGUCUGCGCUGGAUCAGAGUUUACAAAGAUCCAAUCAGCGACAUCAAACAGGCUGUUUAUCAUCUGACUGAAGGAAGCGAGUACCAGUACAGAGUCUGUGCCAUUAAUAAAGCCGGAGAGGGACCAUUCUCAGAUGCCUCAGACUUCUACAAAGCUGCUGAUCCAGUUGAUCCACCAGAUGAGCCUUGUAAACUGAAGGUCGCCGACUCCACGAAGACCUCCAUCACCUUGGGCUGGUCCAAACCUGAAUGGGACGGAGGCAGCGAGGUGACCAGCUACAUGGUGGAGAAACUGGUGGAAGGAGAAGAAGAAUGGGCCAUGAUCACUACCAAGGGAGAGGUCAAGACCACCGAAUAUGUUGUUCAUGACCUAAAACCAGAUGUCAACUACUUCUUCAGAGUGUCUGCUGUGAAUUGUGCCGGCCGUGGAGAAGCGUUGGAAAUGACCGAACCUGUGCAAGCCAAAGAUAUCCUGGAGGAGGCCCAGAUCGACGCCGAUGUGGCCAUGAGAACUCACUACAUCGUGAAGGCCGGUAAAGAUGUGGAACUGUCUGUUCCCAUCAAGGGCCGUCCUGCUCCGACUGCCUCCUGGAGUAAGGGUGAAGAAUGCAUCGACCGCGACCCCAAGUAUGAGUUCCACCACUCAGACACCACCACAGUGCUCGUUAUGCGUGAGGUGACCAGACUCGACACUGGAAAGUACACAGUGAAAAUUGAGAAUGGAGUGGGAGAGCCCAAGACCUUGACCCUGUCCGUGAAGGUCCAGGACACUCCAGCUCAAUGCAGGAACCUGGUCCUUAAGGAUGUGACUCGUGGUAAAGUGACUCUGUGCUGGGAGCCUCCUCUGCUCGAUGGAGGAGCUGAGAUCACAAACUACAUUGUGGAGAAGAGAGACUCGUCAAAGAGAUCAUAUUCUGCAGUAACUAGCAAGUGCACAGACCUGACAUACACUAUUGAGGAUCUGUCUGAGAAGACAUCUUUCUUCUUCCGUGUGCUGGCAGAGAAUGAGAAUGGAGUUGGUGAUCCAUGUGAUACACCGGAACCAGUGAAGGCCACAGAGACUCCAGGACCAGUUAAAGAGGUAUCUAUGAAGGAUUCAUCCAAGACUUCUGUGACUCUGCAGUGGUUGAAACCUGAUUAUGACGGCGGCAGUAUCAUCACCGACUACGUCAUUGAGAUGAAGAUUAAGGGCGAAGAGACUUGGUCUUUGGGAGGAACCAGCAAACAUUGCGAGUUUGAGGUCAAGAAGCUGAAGGAGCACUCUGACAUGGUCUUCAGAGUCGCUGCAAGAAAUGAGAAGGGACAGGGCGACUUUGUAGAGGUUGGACCUAUUAAAGUCAUCGACUACAUUAUCACGCCUGAGGCCUGCCUUGCAGAGUACCCAGGUGGUCGCAUCAAUGUCAGACUCGGACACAAUGUUCAUAUUGAGCUGCCAUACAAAGGCAAGCCCAGACCUACAAUCUCUUGGUUGAAGGACAGCCUACCUCUGAGGGAAAGCGACCAAAUUCGCUUCAAGACCACUGAGAACAAAGCCACUCUGAUGAUGAAGAAUGUUACAAAGGAAAACGAGGGUAAAUACACACUCACCCUUGACAAUAAGGUGAACAGGAAGUCCUUCCACAUUCAUGUGGUCACACUCGGACCACCAUCAAAGCCAGCUGGAAUGAUCCGUCUGGAUGAGGUGAGGGCUGAGAGCAUCAGGAUCUCCUGGGAUGAACCAAAUGAUGAUGGUGGUGGAGAUAUCACCUGCUACACUGUGGAGAAGCGUGACACCUCAAAGUCUGACUGGAAGAUGGCAUGCUCUAGUGUGGAGGGAACUGAGUUUAAGGUGCCAAAUCUGAUCAAGGGGGUCCAGUACCAGUUCAGAGUCUGUGCUGAGAACAGAUAUGGAGUCAGCGAGCCCCUGCUCUCUCAGAUGGUUGUUGCCAAACACCAGUUCAGACCUCCAGGCCCACCAGGUAAACCUGUGGUCUACAAUGUGACAAAUGAUGGCAUGACCAUCCAGUGGGAGAAACCAAUCUACGAUGGCGGUACCCCAAUCCAGGGCUACCAUGUAGAGAAGAGGGAAAAGAACAGCAUCAUGUGGCAGAAGGUCAACCCAAUGCUCAUCAAAGAAACAGACUUCAGGAUCCUGGAGCUGAUUGAAGGCCUUGAGUAUUCAUUCAGAGUUUAUGCCCAGAAUGAUGCCGGAUUCAGCCGCAUGAGUGACGAGAGCAAACCCACCAUGGCUGUUAGUCCUGUUGAUCCUCCUGGUCAGCCUGACUACACUGAUGUGACAAGUGACUCUAUUACACUGAAAUGGGAUGCACCCAAACGUGACGGUGGAAGUAAGAUCACCGGAUACACCAUUGAAAAACGACAGGGACACGGCCGCUGGUUCAAGGCCAACCUGACCGAUGUCCAAGAAUGUCUGUAUACUGUGACCGGUCUGGCAACCAAUGAACGCUACGAGUUCAGAGUGAUUGCUAGAAAUGCCAUCGGUGUCAUCAGCCCUCCAUCCAACUCGUCUGGUUUGAUUGUGGUCAGAAGUGAGAAUGCCACUCCAAAUAUCGAGUUCGGGCCCGAGUACUUCGAAGGCCUGACAGUGAAGGCUGGAGACAACAUCAGGGUGAAGGUGACAAUCACUGGACGUCCUGUUCCUAAAGUGGUCUGGUUUAAAGAUGGUGUAGAGGUGACCAAGAAGAUGAUGGACAUCAUUACCGUUCCUGGAUCCAGCACCCUGUUUGUCAGAGAUGCAGAUCGUGGCCAUCGUGGCCUCUACACUGUAGAAGCCACAAAUGGAUCUGGAAGCAAGAAGGAGGAUAUUCUUGUCCAAGUCCAAGAUACUCCCGGAGAGCCGGUCGGACCCAUCACUUUCAGUAACAUCUCAGAAGGCAGGUGCACUCUGUCCUGGAACGCUCCUGAGAAUGACGGCUGCUCUGAGAUUUCACAUUAUAUCGUUGAGAAGAGGGAGACUGCCAAGAUUUCCUGGGCCUUAGUGUCUGAUGAGUGUAAGGAGUGCACAUUCAAUGCCACCAAACUCAUCAAGACCAAUGAGUACCAGUUCAGGGUUUCUGCCGUCAACAAGUUCGGAGUUGGCCGACCACUGGAAUCCAGCCCCAUCAUUGCUCAGUUGCAGUACACAACUCCUGACGCUCCUGGUACUCCUGAUGCCACUGAGGUGACCGGAGAGAGCAUCACUCUUUCAUGGACUCCUCCAACUUCUGAUGGAGGAAAUCCCAUCCAGUAUUACAUCGUAGAGAAACGGGAGAAGAAGACUGUCCGCUUCUACAAGGUGGUGACCAAAAAACCCAUCAUUGAAUGUGCUCACAAGGUUCUCCAUCUGACCGAGGAUAUGGAGUAUGAGUUCCGAGUCAUGGCUGUGAAUGACGCUGGUGUUGGUACUCCUAGCAACAUCUCUAUGCCAAUCAAAGCCGCUGAACCAAAGGACAUCCCAUGUGCUCCAUCUGUGGUCUGUGUGUCCGACUCCACCAACACCUCCAUCAGUCUAGAAUGGACCAAACCAGCGGACGACGGAGGUAUGGAGAUCCUGGGCUACAUUGUUGAGAUGAUGAAGGGAGAAGGAGAUGAAUGGAAGAGAGUAAAUGAAGAGCUGGUCGCAGAAACUCAGUAUGUGGUGACUGGACUACAGACAGAAGCCGAGUAUAGGUUCAGAGUUGCAGCUGUCAAUCAUGUGGGCAGAGGUGAGGAUAAGGAGACCCCAGAGCCAGCUCAGGCUGUAGACCGGCUGACAGCUCCUCAGGUGGACAUUGAUGCCACCUUCAAGCAGACGCACAUCAUCAAGGCUGGUGGAUCAAUGUGCCUGGGAAUCCAUUUCAGAGGAAAACCUGUUCCCACUGCCACCUGGGUGAAGGAAGAUGGAGAACUGAGCGUUAAGUCAGAGAUCACAACAACAGACGGUUACACCUCUCUCAGCCUUGAAAACUGCUCUAGAAAUGAUACCGGCAAAUACACAGUCAACCUGGAGAAUGUCAGUGGCAGCAAGGCAAUUACAUUCACUGUGAAGGUGAUGGACACUCCUGGAUCACCACAGAAUGUGGCUUUCAAAGAGGUCUCCAGAGGAACCGUUACUCUAAUUUGGGAGACACCUCGGAACGAUGGCGGAGCCAGAAUCCACCAUUACAUUGUGGAGAGGCGUGAGGCCAGCCGACGCACUUGGCAGCAGUCUGGCAGCAAGUGCACAGGCCACAUCCUGAAGAUUCAAGACCUGCUGGAAGGAGUGCCAUACUUCUUCAGAGUGUCAGCUGAGAACCAGCAUGGUAUGGGCGAGGCAUUUGAGUUCACCGAGCCAGUCAUUGCCACUGCUGAGCCGGCUUCACCAAAGAGACUGGACGUCCUGGACACCACAGACAGCUCUGUGUCUCUGGGCUGGCUCAAACCAGAACAUGAUGGUGGCAGCCGCAUUCAGGGCUAUGUCAUUGAGGCCAGGCCAAAGGGAGGAGAUAAAUGGAUGGUGGUUGGCAACACAACAAAUCUCACCUAUUCAGUUGAAAAGCUCAACAAGGGAGAUGAAUAUGACUUCCGUGUUAAAGCUAAAAAUGAAUCCGGCUACAGCACAGCAAGGGAAACUCCGGCUGCUGUGCUGGUCAAAGAGCCUCACAUUGAACCUGCCGCUGACCUGAGCGAGAUCACCAACCAGCUCAUCACUUGCAGGUCUGGCAGCACCUUCACCAUCGAGGUUCCCAUCAGUGGUAGACCCGCUCCAAAGGUCUCAUGGAAACUCGAAGAGUUGAGGCUGAAGAAUUCUGAUAGAGUCACCAUCAAAGUAACAAAAGAUAGAACCAGCAUCUCAGUGAAGGAGGCCAUGAGAGGAGAUGGUGGUAAAUACUACUUGACCCUAGAAAACGUCACUGGAACCAAGACGUUCACUGUUGAGGUCAACGUGACUGCCAGACCCAGUCCUCCAACUGGACCUAUUGAGGUCUCCUCCAUCACAUCCGAGUCUUGUGUCCUGAACUGGGAGCCACCAGAGGAUGAUGGCGGCACCAGCAUUACCAACUAUAUUGUGGAGAAGCGUGAGUCUGGCUCGACCGCCUGGCAGCUGAUCAACUCCAGUGUAAAGAGAACGUCUCUCCAUGUCAGCCAUCUGACCAAGUACAUGCAGUACACAUUCAGGGUCUCGGCAGAAAACAGAUUCGGUGUCAGCAAGUCCACGGAGUCUGAAACCAUCGUCGCAGAGCAUCCUUUCACACCUCCUGGCCCACCAACAAAGCCCACUGUGUUCAACGUCACUGCCAACACAAUGACUCUAAAAUGGGAGGAGCCUUACAAUGAUGGAGGAAGCAAGGUGACAGGCUACUGGAUUGAGAAGAAGGAGAGGAACAACAUACUGUGGGUGCGGGAGAACAAGAUCCCCUGCUUCGAGUGCUAUUACAAGGCAGAGGGUCUGGUUGAAGGUCUGGAAUACCAGUUCAGGGUUUAUGCCAUGAACAGUGCUGGACUCAGCAAAGCCAGCGAGGCCUCCAAAGGUGCCGUGGCCCAAAAUCCUGUCGAUCCACCAAGUAAACCUGAAGUCACAAAAGUCACCAGAACCACAGUCUCCCUGAAGUGGUCAGCUCCUCUUAAUGACGGUGGCAGUCCAAUCAUAGGAUACAUCAUAGAGCGGAAGCCAUACACCCUGAGUGGAGAGGGCCGCUGGUUAAAGUGUAACUACACCAACGUCACAGACAAUUUCUACACCGUCACAGCUCUGGGAGAAGGAGAACCAUAUGAAUUCAGAGUCAUCGCCAAGAACGCCAACCAAGUGUUCAGCAUUCCUUCAGAGUCAACCGGAUCUGUGCAGUGCAAGACAGACUUUGAGCCUCCAAAGGCCCAGCUGGACAGCAAACUCCUGUCUGAGACCGUGAUGGUUAGAGCCGGUUCAGACCUGGUUCUGGAUGCUGCUGUGGGAGGCAGACCUGAUCCAAAGGCCUCCUGGUCCAAGGGCAACCGUGAGCUGGAGAUGUGUGAGAAAUAUCAGCUGCAGUACACUCCCACCAAAGCCAUGGCCAUCAUCAAGUUCUGUGACAGAGAUGACACUGGAAAAUACAUCCUGACCGUCAGGAACGUGAGCGGAACCAAGACCGCUGAGGUCAAUGUCAAAGUGCUUGAUACUCCUGGAGUGUGCGACGGCAGCAUCGAGAUCAGUAAGAUCACAGAGGAGUCAUGCACUCUGAGCUGGAAGCCUCCUCUCGAAGAUGGAGGUGAUGAAAUAUCACACUACAUCGUAGAAAGACGAGACACAAACAGACUGAACUGGGUCAUCAUGCAGUCUGAGUGCAAAGAGCUGACCUGCAACAUCACCGGACUGUUCAAGAAUACAGAGUACCUGUUCAGAGUCCGUGGAGUCAACAAGUACGGACCUGGAGUCUAUCUGCAGUCAGGUCCAAUGGUCGCCAGAAACACUUUCACUGUGCCAACUCCUCCUGGAGCUCCAGAGAUCCUCGCUUCAGGAAAGGACUUUGCAACCAUCGAAUGGCUGAAGCCUGAGAGUGAUGGCGGCAGCCCUCUGAUCCAUUACCUGGUAGAGAGACGCGAGAGGAAGAGUGCACGCUGGGUGAAGGUGAACCGUGAUGGAGCUCACCUGGACACCACGCUGAAGGUGUCCGGUCUCACCGAAGGAAACAUCUACCAGUUUAGAGUGACGGCCAUCAACAAGGCCGGAGAAAGUGAAGCCAGCGAGGUGUCACUCUACGUAGUCUGCAGAGUGCCCACAUGCACUCCAGCGCCUCCUUCCAUCCCCCGUAUCAUCGAUACUCAUGCUGACAGCAUCAGCUUGGCCUGGUCCCGUCCGGUGGAAGAUGGCGGAGCUGAUGUUAUGGGUUACAUUCUGGAGAUGCAGGAAGCCGGAGCAGAGGAGUGGACGAAAGCCCAUGAGAAAACUCUGCGAGCCACUGAGUAUGUCGUGACUGGACUGUCUGCUGGAAAGAAGUACUACUUUAGAGUUGCAGGAAUCAACAUCAACGGCACUGGAGACUUCAGUGAGCCAUGUGCCGAGACAGAACCAGUUGAGAGGAUUGAAACUCCGGACUUUGAGCUCCAUGAUGACCUGAAGAAGACCAUCUGCCUCCGUGCCGGCGGUUCGCUUCGUCUCUUUGUUAAUGUUACUGGCCGUCCAGCACCAACCAUUACCUGGAGCAAACCUGGUGUGGACCUCAACAACAGAGGCUUCAUUGAGGUCACCAGCUCUUCCACCACACUGAUCAUUGACAAGGUCCACCGAUAUGAUGCUGGAAAGUACACUCUCGUGGCUGAGAACGCUGCUGGCAAGCAGGAGGUCAACAUCCUUGUUAAGGUCUAUGACACACCUGGACCAACUGGACCAAUCCAGAUGAAGGAGCUGACUAAGGACUCUGCCACUAUAUCUUGGGAACCCCCAACUGUGGACGGCGGUGCUCCUGUCAACAACUAUGUCAUUGAGAGACGUGAGGCCUCCAUGAGGGCCUACAAGACUGUCACUGCCAAGUGCAGCAAAACUUCCUACAAGAUCGACAACCUGAUGGAAGGCAUGCUAUACUACUUUAGAGUCCUUCCUGAGAACAUCUAUGGUGUUGGUGAGCCCUGCGAGACUCCGGACGUGGUCCUGGUCUGCGAGGUUCCUCUGCCACCACACAAAUUGGAGGUUAUCGACGUCACCAAGAGCACUGUCAGUCUGGGCUGGGAGAAACCUGAACACGACGGUGGCAGCAGGCUGACCGGCUACGUUAUUGAGGCCUGCAAGUUUGGCACUGACAAGUGGAUGAAGGUGGCCACCCUGAAACUUACAGACUUUGAGCAUACCAUCGAGAAGCUGAAUGAGAAUGAGCAGUACCUGUUCAGAAUCAGAGCCAUCAACAGCCGAGGAGCCAGCGAACCCAAAGAGCUGGUUACAGCUGUUACAGUCCAGGAACAGAGAGUGAUGCCUAUAGUGGAUUUCUCAAGCAUUCCUCAGAAGGCUGUCAGCAUCCUGGCCGGAAAGACUCUGGAGCUGGACCUGCCCAUCAUCGGCAGACCCCCUCCUGUCUGCUCCUGGCUCUUUGGUGGCAACAAGAUCAAGUUUACUGACCGUGUGAAGGUAAAGAGCACUGGCAAGUUCUCCAAACUGACUGUGUCGGACACAACCAUUGAUGACACCGGUGACUACACGCUGGAGGUGAAGAACAUUGUUGGUGUCAUCACAGAGACCAUCAAGGUCAUCGUACUCUCCAAACCUGAUGAACCAGAGGGUCCCAUUAACUUUGAUGAGGUCGAUGCAACCUCCGUCACCUGCAGCUGGAACCCACCAGUCAGGGAUGGAGGAGCUCCGAUCAGUGGCUAUGUGGUGGAGCAACGUGAUGCCCACCGACCCGGCUGGGUCCCAGUCUCCGAUGCCGUCAGCCGGCCACUUUUCAAGUUUGUGAACCUGAUCGAGGGAGAUGAAUAUGUCUUCCGUGCAGCUGCAGUCAACCGUUAUGGCACUGGAGAGUUCUUGCAGUCCGAGGUUGUCACCUGCAGAAGCCUGAAGAAUGUGCCUGGACCUCCUGGUAGACCAACCAUCUUCGAUGUUUCUCGUGAUGGCAUGACCGUUGCCUGGAAUCCACCAGAUGAAGAUGGAGGUCUGGAGGUUUCUGGAUACAUCAUCGAGCGCAAAGAAGUCCGAUCUGACCGAUGGGUCCGUGCCAACAAGAAUCCAAUCACCAUGACAAGGUACAGAUCAACUGAGCUGAUCGAGGGUCUGGAGUACGAACACAGAAUCACAGCUAUCAAUGCUAGAGGAAUGAGCAAACCCAGUCUGCCAUCCAAACCGGCCGUGGCCACAGAUCCCAUUGAUCCACCUGGAUGUCCUCAGAACCCCAGGAUCACCGAUACCACCAAGUCUUCUGUGUCUCUGGCCUGGAGUCCUCCUGAUGAUGAAGGCGAUGCAAGAGUCGAUGGGUACCUCAUUGAGAUGCAGAAGGUCGGUACCAUGGCUUGGAUUAAAUGCAACACCACACCAUCGCUGAUCUGUGAGUACACGCUCACUAACAUGCCACAAGGAGAGGAGUUCAAGUUCCAUGUGAUGGCCUGUAACGCCGGCGGCUCAGGAGAACCUGCUGAAGUGCCAGGAACUGUCAAAGUCACUGAGAUGCUUGAAUCUCCUGAUUAUGAUCUGGAGCUGAAGUACAAAGAUGUGUAUGUGGUCCGCCAAGGAGGUGUGGUCAGACUUUCUGUGCCCAUCAAAGGCAAACCACAUCCAACCUGCAAGUGGUCUAAGGAUAGUGGUCCCAUAUCUGCUAAGGCCAUGAUUGCCUCUACUGAGGACACUAGCGAGCUGGUGAUUAAAGGAGCUGAAAGGAGUGACACUGGAGUAUAUGAUCUGCUGCUGGAGAACAAGGUUGGCAAGAAGAAGGCCCAGAUUAAGGUGAAGGUCAUCGGCCGCCCCAGCGCUCCAGAAGGGCCAAUGGUGUUCGAGGAGAUCCAAGCCAACUCUGUUAAAGUGUGUUGGAAGGCACCCACUGAUGAUGGUGGCUCAGAAAUUCUGGGAUACAUCGUGGAAAGACGAGAAGCAGCCAGAAAUGCCUGGUACACAGUGGACUCCAGAGUGACCGAGACUCAGCUGGUUGUCAAGGGCCUGAGGGAGGGAACAGAGUACCACUUCAAGGUCACAGCUGAAAACUCAUUUGGCAUUAGUGCUUCUCUGAAGUCUGAGCAGCCACUGGUGCCCAAGACUCGUCUCUGUCCUCCCGAGCCUUCAAGCACCCCACCAGAGAUCAUGGACAUCACCAAGAGCUCCGUGGCCCUGGCAUGGUCCAGACCAAAGGAUGAUGGUGGUUCUGCCAUCACCGGAUACUUUGUUGAGUAUAAGGAGGUUUCCGCUGAGACCUGGUCCCGCUAUCAGACCAAGAUCACGUCCACCAUGUUUACCCUACCUGGACUCACCCCUGAUGCAGAAUACCACUUCCGUAUUGUUGCUGUCAAUGACAUUGGAGAUAGUGAGGCUGGACCUCUGUCCGACCCAGUCACGUGCAAAGAUCCAUUUGAUAAACCAAGUCAACCCGGUGAGAUUGACACCGUGACUGUCACUAACAACUACAUCACAAUCCGCUGGCAACCUCCAGAGUGCGACGGUGGGAAGGAGGUUCUGGGCUACUGGGUGGAGUACAGGAAGUCCAUUGAGAGCACCUGGAAGAAGUGCAACAAACAGAGACUGAAGGACAAGGAGUUUACAAUGCCUGGACUAGCUGAGGCAACCUUGUAUGAGUUCCGAGUGUUUGCUGAAAAUGAGACAGGAAUGAGCAGACCUCGUAGAACUGCUACAUGCAUCAAGACUAAACUAAGUGUUGAAAACAAACCAAGUCUCAGGAAGGAGAUGGAUGAAGUUACUGCCAAGCUUGGUCAACCUGCUGUCAUGAAGUGCCAGAUUAUUGGCAGACCUGUUCCUGACAUCAAGUGGUACCAUGCUGGCAAGGAGGUUGUUGAAUCCCGUAAAUAUGAGAUGAGUUCUGAUGGUCGCAACCAUUCCCUGUCCAUUAUGACUGACCAGCAAGAGGAUGAGGGUGAAUACACCUGCAAGGCCAUCAAUGAUGCUGGUGAGGCUGAAACCGCUGGUGUCCUGGUGUUGGAGGCUGCUCCAUCCUUCCACCCAGACUAUCCACUGAAGGAGACCUACUAUGCUGGGCUGGGAACCACCUUGCGUAUCCAUGCUGUCUACAUUGGACGCCCUGAGCCGAAGAUCAUGUGGCUGCAUGGCGCAAAGACCCUCGAGAACACAGAAGACAUCAGCAUCGAGACCACAGAGCACUACACUCACCUGGUUAUCAAGAAUGUCCAGCGUAGAGUGCAUGGAGGCAAAUACAGGAUCAGACUACACAACCACUUCGGCAGGGCUGACACUGCAUUCAGUGUGGAGAUCUAUGACAAACCUGACAUGCCUCAGGGUCCCAUUGUCCUGGACGCCCUCCUGAAGAACUCUGUUAUCAUCAGCUGGAAGCCUCCAAAAGAUGACGGAGGCUGCAUGAUUACCAACUACAUUGUAGAGAAGCGUGAAGAUAAAGAAAAUACUGAAUGGGAACUGGUGUCGUCAUCCAUCAACGGCACAUCUUGUCGCGUGCCGAGCCUGACUGAAAGCGCUGGAUACUUCUUCAGAGUGUAUGCCCAGAAUCGCUAUGGCAACAGUGAGCCACUUGAGCUUGCUGCACCUAUCCUCAUCAAGAGCCAGCUGGAGAAACCAUCACCCCCUCUAUCUCCAGUUGUUUCUGGAAUUACCCAAAACUCCUGUGUGGUUUCCUGGAAGCCUCCACUCAGCGAUGGUGGCUCCAAGAUCAAGAGUUACUGCCUUGAGAAGAAGAAUAAGAAAGACAAGAAAGAAUGGACCGAAUGGACUCCAGUGACCACAGACGAGAUAAAACAGACUGUGUUCUCUGUGAAACGUCUGACAGAAGGUGUGGAGUACAUCUUCCGUGUGAAGUGUGAGAACCUUGGAGGACAGAGUGACUACAGCGAGGAGACUGCUCCCAUCAUUCCAGCCACAGCUGUUGAGGUCCGUGCUCCUGCCUUCAAGGAGGAAUUGAGGAACAUGAGCAUCAAGUACAAGAGCAAUGCUACCCUCGUCUGCAAGAUCACUGGACAGCCCAAGCCUGUGAUUAAAUGGUUCAGACGAGGAAAGGAGAUCCACUCUGAUGGAAAGAAGAUCAAGAUCCAGGAGUUCAAAGGUGGUUACCACCAACUGGUCAUUACUGAGGCUGAUGAGGAAGACUCCACUGUGUACCAGAUCAGAGCUACCAACCAGGGUGGCUCCAUCUGUGCUACAGUAUCUCUGGAUGUUGAAAUCCCUGCCAAGAUUCACCUGCCAAAGAACCUGAAGGACAAGGAAGCCAUCCCUGCCCUGCGUGGAGAGGUGGUCAAUAUCAAAAUUCCCUUCAGUGGCAAACCAGAUCCUGUCAUCACUUGGCAGAAGGGACAAGAUCUUAUUGAUAGCAACGGUCACUACCAGGUCAUUGUCACUAGGUCAUUCACUUCUUUGGUGUUCCCCAAUGGAGUGGACAAGAAGGAUGCCGGCUUCUACAUUGUCUGUGCCAAGAACAGAUUCGGCAUCGACCAGCAGACAGUUGAACUUGAUGUGGCUGAUGUGCCUGAUCCUCCACGUGGCAUCAAAGCCAGUGAUGUCUCUAGAGACUCUGUCACACUCAGCUGGGUCACUCCAGCAAAUGAUGGCGGUAGCAAAGUUAUUAGCUACAUCAUUGAAAAAUGCCCAACCACUGCUGAGAGGUGGCAACGAGUUGCUCAGUCCCGUGACACCCGCUACACUGUCAUCAACCUGUUUGGAGGAACCAGCUACCAGUUCAGAGUUAUUGCUGAGAAUAAGUUUGGACAGAGCGCUCCAAGUGAGACCACUGGACCGGUCAUGACAAAGGAAGACAAAUCCAGAGUUCUGCUCUACGACCGAGAAGUUGAUGAUACUGGACGUGUUCCCAAGGGUAAGGCACCACACUCUGAGUCCAAGAAUCUGCACAACAAAUAUGCAAUUGCAGAAGAACUGGGCAGAGGUCAGUUUGGAAUUAUUCACCGCUGUGUUAACAUCAGUUCUGAGAAGACCUACAUGGCUAAAUUCAUCAAAGUAAGAGGUGCGGAUCAAGCAAUAGUCAAGAAGGAAAUUGCUGCGCUGAAUCUAGCGAAGCACACUAAUUUCCUCCUCCUCCAUGAGUCUUUCGACAGUCCUGAAGAGCUGGUUAUGAUUUAUGACUUCAUUUCUGGUGUUGACAUCUUUGAGCGGCUCAACACAGCAGAGUUCGAGCUGAAUGAGCGUGAAAUUGUGAACUAUAUCAAGCAGGUCUGCUCUGCUUUGGAGUUCCUACAUACCCAGAGCUAUGGACACUUUGAUAUCAGACCUGAAAACAUCAUCUACACAACCAGAACCAGCUCCAAUGUGAAGAUUAUUGAACUAGGCCAGGCCAGACAUCUAACUCCUGGAGACCAAAUCAAGGUUCAGUAUACCACUGCUGAGUACGCUGCCCCUGAGAUCCACCAGUGUGACAUGGUUAGCACUGUCACUGACAUGUGGUCGGUUGGUGUGCUUGCCUAUGUGCUUCUUAGUGGACUUAAUCCAUUCACAGCUGAAACUAACCAGCAGAUGAUUGACAACAUUUCCGGUGCGGUGUACAGCUAUGAUGAUGAGUCCUUCAAGCAGGUCAGUGUUGAUGCAUUAGAUUUCACUGAUCGCCUGAUCACAAAGGAGCGCAAGCACCGUAUGACGGCUGCUGAAGCUUUGGCUCAUCCUUGGCUGACUAAGCCUGAAGGGGAGCUCAGCACCAGAGCAAUACCAAAUGGUAGGCACAAGAGAUACUAUCAGACCAUGUCUAGGAAGGAAUGGAGCACUGUGGUCUCUGCAGCCCGUGUGGCGAGUGGUGGCUCCAUCAGGACACAGCGUGGUGUGUUUGUCGCCAAAGUGAAGAUCGCUCCAUUUGAACACGGUCCUCUUGCAGGCCAGAUCAGCCACGCAGUUGUGAACGAGGGUGACAGUGUGAAAUUCAUCUGCAACAUUGACAACUAUGACAGUACUACUGAAGUUACAUGGUACUGUGGUGUCAGACAGCUGGAAGCUGGUGACAAAUAUGAAAUGGAAUACGAAGACGGUCUGGCUGUGAUCACCAUUAAUAAGACUACAAGAGCUGAUGAUGGCACUUACAGAUGCAAGGUUGUCAAUGAGUAUGGUGAAGACAGCGCCUAUGCAGCUUUCAUUAAUGGUGUUAGAUCUUAUCGUGACUUCUUCACUACUCGCGUGGUGAAGAAAACAAAGCGUAGAGUUGACACUGCCAGAAUGCUCCAGAAGCCUCCUGAGUUCACUCUUCCGUUGGUUAACCACACAGCCUACAAAGGUGAGGAUGUACGCUUCGGUGUCACCAUCACUGUCCACCCUGAGCCUCGUGUCAUUUGGCACAAAUCUGGACAGAAGCUCAUCCCUGGACAUGAUGACAGGAAAUACACUUUCAUCACUGACAAAGGCUUAUAUCAGCUCAUCAUCCACAGCGUUGAUGAUGAAGAUGAUGCUGAAUAUAGCGUGGUGGCCCGGAACAGGUAUGGUGAUGACAGCUGCAAAGCUCGUCUUACUGUUGUUCCCAGACCUAAACCAGCAGACUUGACUCUCAGGCCAAUGUUCAAACGCCUGCUUGCAAAUGUUGAGUGUAGGGAGGGCCAGAAUGUACGCUUUGAGAUCAGAGUGUCUGGCCAUCCCACACUGAAGUGGGAGAAAGAUGGCACUCCAUUAGCCUUUGGACCAUCAGUCGAAGUUGUCCAUGAGGGCCUGGAUUACUUCAUUCUUCAUAUAAGAGACACUCUACCUGAAGACUCUGGUAUCUACAGAGUGACAGCGACCAAUUCGGCUGGAUCUGCCAGCUGUCAGGCUACACUCAAAGUAGAGCGUGUCACCCAUGUGAAGAAGGAGUAUGAGACCAGUGAAAAAGAGAAACAAGUGGCUGGAAAGGAAGAAAUGGACAAAAAAGUAAGGAUCCAUCAGAUUAUGACUGGCACUGUUAUCAUGCCACUCCCACCUGUAGCAGUACAAGCUGUGAGAGAGGCGGCCACCAUGUUCAAACCUGCUGUGACAACUAAGAAAGGUGAGAAGACUGAAGCUGAAAUCCAGAAAGAGCAGGAGGAGAAGAAGAAGCGGGCAGAAGAAAAGAGGCUGCGUAUGCCAUAUGUUGUGCCCACUCCUCGUGUCGUCAACCCUGCUGUUCUGGAGGAAGACGUGGAGAUCAAACAUUUCAAGCCCCUUUCUGACAUGAAAUGGUACAAGAAGCUGCGUGAUCAGUAUGAGUUCCCUGAGCCCAUGGACAAAAUCAAGCAGAAGAGGAUGAAGCGAAUUCGCCUUUCCAGAUGGGAGCAGUUCUAUGAAGUGCCAAUCAGAAUCAAGGACCAAUACAAACCGAAGUGGCGCUUUUCAGCCAUGACUCAAGAUGAUUUAGAAACAGUGAGGCCUGCAAGGCACCGCACUCCUUCUCCUGAAAUGGACGCCUACCACAGGAUCAGAAGGAGGUCUCUGGGCGACCUAUCAGAUGAGGAGCUGCUGCUACCAGUGAAAGACUACCUGUCCAUGAAGAGAACUGAGGAGGAGAGGCUUCGUCUGGAAGAUGAGCUGGCACUUGGGUAUUCUGCUUCACCGCCGAGUCUAAGCCCUGUUCGUUUUGAGCUGUCUGCACUGCGUCCCUCAUCACCAAGACGGGCAUACAGUGAUGAUGAAGAAGGAGAAGAUGUCCACAGAUAUGACUCCUACCGAAUGCCAUCGAAAUAUGAAGCUGGCCCAAGUUUCGUUGAUCUGCGCCAGCGUCAUGAUAAGGCCACAUACAAACCUCCAAGAGAAAAGCAGAGGGUGUAUGAGGAAAGAGAAGAUCAGGAGCUGCUGCGUCCACACACGACCUCCCAGAGAAUUGCCACUUACAAAAGUCAACUCAAACACAUGGAGUUUGAGGAGAAGACUCGGAUCUCCAAGAAAGAAAAAACUGUUGCAGUAGCAACAUAUUCUGAAGAUGUACAGUCUGAGCACCUAACAGCUCAUACUUCAGAAUAUAUUCCUAAACCAAUUAAGAAGCUCCCCAUGCCUGAACCUGAGAGAUCAGCUACUUCAGAAAAGGCAAAGACAGAGGUGUCUUAUUCAAAGGUGGACUACGCUUCUCGGUAUGAGGAGAGAAAGCAGGCUCUGAGAGUUGAGAGGAGAUCUGUGGAGAGAAAGGUGGAGGUGGUGACUCAGAUUCCAUUUAGCCUUGACCAUGCCCCACGCAUCACCAUCAGGAUGCGAUCUCACCGUGUACCUUAUGGCUCUAACACCAAAUUCACCCUGAACAUCCAGGCCAAACCAGAACCUGCAGUGAAGUGGUUCCACAAUGGAAAAGAAAUUCAACAGAGCAGCAAAUAUCAGAUGACCAACAUCAGUGGAGUGUUGACUCUACAGAUCAAUAACUGUGUGACUGAAGAUUCUGGCACUUACCGUGUCGUUGCAAAGAACGCUAAAGGAGAGACUUCUGAUUAUGCCACAUUGGAUGUAGCUGGAGCAGAAUAUGCUGCCUUCUCUUCUCUCCGCAAAGAUGAAGAACCUCCAUCCUCCCAUCUGCCAGAGAUGACCAGAACUGAAGUGUACCAUGUCUCCUCAUCAAAAACAACCGUGAAGGAAUCAGUUCAAGAAACAACCACUGUAGUUGUUGAGAAAGCAAAGGAGAGGCCAAGUGUUCCUGCUAAAAUUUUGACCAAACCACAUUCUCUGACUGUAGACGAGGGUGGCAGUGCCAGAUUUGAGUGUGAUGUGGAGGGUGAACCAUCACCUUUAAUUGUCUGGAUGCACGAAGGAACUCCAGUUGGUUCCUCUGCCCGACAUCACAUUGUCUCAACUCGGUCCAGUUCCUCCCUCGACAUUGUUGCAGUUGAGAUGUCAGAUGGAGGCAGCUACACUCUGGUGGUGGAAAACACUGGAGGCAAACAGGAAGCCCAUUUCACUCUGACUGUCCGCAAGUCUGAGUCCAAGGAGAAGCUGGUCGCCAGAGUCACCUCACCUGAGGCCAAGUCCCCUGAGCCAAUCAAAUCUCCUCAGAGAGUCAAAUCCCCUGAACCAGUGAAAUCUCCUCUUGCAAAAUCGCCCGAGCCAAUCAAAUCCCCUCAGAGAGUAAAAUCUCCAGAGCCGAUCAAGUCGCCGCAGAGAGUAAAAUCUCCGGAGCCGAUCAAGUCGCCCCAGAGAGUAAAAUCUCCGGAGCCGAUCAAGUCGCCCCAGAGAGUAAAGUCUCCAGUAUCACCCAAAUCCCCUGUACCCUAAUCCCCUUCUCUGAAACCCCAACUCCAUCUGAGGACACACCUCAGGAUCUGUGCGGCACACAAGGACAAUGCAAUGGUCAAUUCAUGGUCCAUGUAAAAAAAAAAAAAAAAAAAAAAUUGAAUUUAUAUUCUCGCUUCCCUCAUCCAGAGUCUUUUUAUUUAGUUAAUUAGCAACAGUAAUCUACUUGAUAAAGAUCUGGAUUUCUCUUCUUGUAAAUAUGAACUAUUUUUGUACCAAACUUGACAUUAAUUUAUGCCAAACUAGACUAAAGUCUAAAGUUGUUAUAAAAUGUGCCAUAUUGGAUAACUAUGACUUUUUGAACCACUUUUCUGUGACAUGUACAUAAUGUAUAUAGCCGAAUUUAACGGUUAUGGGAAAUGUAUGCAUUGUUAUUUAUGACAAUAAUAUUAACUGAAACAAAAUGAAACUAAAUGUGGUUUAGCAGGAGAAAGUUUCAUGUGGAACGAAUACCCUGUUAAACUCAGAAACGAAACUCUGUGCCUCAACAAUAAGUUGAAGUCUAAGAUUGCCUCAACAGGUAGAGAGGCUCCCUGUUGACGUUAUGAACAAGAAACAGAAAGACAAAGUUCUUAUUAUUAUUGUGAACACGCGUCUGCGUGGAUAUUACAGUUUCUAAUGAAUUGUACCAUGAGUGUAAGACCCUGAGCGCUGUUUGCAUUUACCCUCCUGUAAGCAGCUCGAUGAGGCCUUGUGCUCAGACUGACUGUGUCAUCUCACCUUUUAAUGACCUGCUCAGAGUGCGAGCGGCCUGCACUCUGAGCUUUGAGAUCAUUUAAUAAAGAGCGCUGUUUCUGGCACACGACGGAUGGAUUGGCUUCUUUAGAACGUACCAUCUCCUGGCCAUAAAACACAAAGUCAACGCCGACUCUCCUGUGCAGAAGCAGCGCCAUCUCUUGGAGGAUAGAAAUGUGUUUGUGAGUUUGAUUGUGUGUGUUUGUAGCUUUUAGCCAUUUCACUUUGUCAUAAGUCAGGGUUGUCACCAAGUCAGUGAACCACAGGGAUUCCACCUCCUGUGAAAGAAAGGCUGUUAUUGGGAUGUUGUUUUACCCUGAACUGGAUUUAAUUUAUCUGUUAAUGUAGAACUAUAUUCAUCCUCCUUGAGUUUUAUGAAUUAAUGAUUUAAUAAAGCAUGAUUUCAGCACUA